CUACCCCUUCUUCACACUAAAGGUAUUAAAUUCUAAUUAAACACCUGGGGGGAGGGGGAUCAGCUGUUACAAUGUAUCAGUGAACCCCCAGCUUUGUGUCAGUGUGUAGGGCAGGUAGUGAGCUGGGAGCUGUGUUAUGUCUGCCCCUUCCCAUCCCCAGCACCAAACAUCACAGGGUUCAAUAAUUAAUGCAGAAAUAGACUCUUUGGGGAUGGUGGUGACGCAGGUUCCUGGAAGGAGAUAGGGGUAACUCUUGCCUGUUUAAAAUGCAGGCGAAAAGCCCAGCCUCCCACGCCUGGCAGCUUCUCUUUAAAUAGAGGCAGGAGCCCCAGCAGCUGCUAUUGAGAUCGCUGGAUCUAGCUGUAGAGAGAGCUGGGAGAGGACUGGAAACAAGCAGAGACAGCUCGCCUGGAGAGACAGCCCCAAUACCGGUCACUAAAGGCAGGGGAGGGGGACCAAGUGUGAAGGAGCAUGCUACCUACCGCCCUGCUGGUCAGCCUCUUGCUGGGCAUCCUGGAAGGUAGGUGAUGGUGGAGAGGAUUUGGAAGGGGGUUUCACAAACCUGGGAGAGAAGCUGCUGCCCAGCCAAUACUGCUGUGAACAUAGAGACAGGAGGAGACUUUCAGCACCCUGGACAGCAGCUACCGAGCAAAUCAAUGCUGUGUAAAAAGCAAGAGCUGGGGUUACAGGACCCUGGGGAGCAGCAACUAACCUGCUCAAUACAUUGUAACAUACAGCAUUACAGAGGGUUACAGGACCCUGGGGAGCAGCAACUAACCUGCUCAAUACAUUGUAACAUACAGCAUUGCAGGGGGUUACAGGACCCUGGGGAGCAGCAACUAACCUGCUCAAUACAUUGUAACAUACAGCAUUAGAGGGGGUUACAGGACCCCGGGGAGCAGCUACUGACCUGCUCAAUAAAUUGUAACAUACAGCAUUACAGGGGGUUACAGGUCCCUGGGGAGCAGCAACUGACCUCUUCAAUAUAUUGUAACAUACAGCAUUACAGGGGGUUACAGGUCCCUGGGGAGCAGCAACUGACCUGCUCAAUACAUUGUAAUAUACAGCAUUAAAGGGGGUUACAGGACCCUGGGGAGCAGCAGCUAACCUGCUCAAUACAUUGUAACAUACAGCAUUACAGGGGGUUACAGGACCCUGGGGAGCAGCAACUGACCUGCUCAAUACAUUGUAACAUACAGCAUUACAGGGGAUUACAGGACCCUGGGGAGCAGCUACCACCUCUUCAAUAUAUUGUAACAUACAGCAUAACAGUGGGUUACAGGACCCUGGAGAGCAGCAACUGACCUCUUCAAUACAUUGUAACAUAUAGUAUUAGAAGGGGUUACAGGACCCUGGGGAGCAGCUACUGACCUGCUCAAUACAUUGUAACAUACAGCAUUACAGGCGGUUAUAGGACCAUGGGGAGCAGCAACUGACCUCUUCAAUACAUUGUAACAUACAGCAUUACAGGGGGUUAUAGGACCCCGGGGAGCAGCUACUGACCUGCUCAAUACAUUGUAACAUACAGCAUUACAGGGGAUUACAGGACCCUGGGGAGCAGCAACUAACCUGCUCAAUACAUUGUAACAUACAGCUUUACAGGGGGUUAUAGGACCCUGGGGAGCAGCUACUGACCUGUUCAAUACAUUGUAACAUACAGCAUUACAGGGGGUUACAGGACCCUGGGGAGCAGCUACUGACCUCUUCAAUACAUUGUAACAUACAGCAUUACAAUGGGUUACUGGUCCCCGGGGAGCAGACACUGACCUAUUCAACACAGUGAUAAAUACAGCAUUACAGGGGGUUACAGUAUUACAGGGGGUUACAAGACAAGUAGCUACUGACCUGUUUAAUACAGUGAAAAAUACUACAUUAGAGGAGGUUACAGGAACUUGAGGAUCAGAUACUGACCUGUUCAAUACAUUUAUAGAAGCAAGCAUUACAGUGGGCUUCAUGACCCUAGGAAGCAGCUACUGGCCAAUGCAUUGUAGAAUUUAGCACUAGAAGGGGUUAACAGAGCACGGAGAGCAGCUACUGACCUAUUCAAUGCAUUGUAGAAUACAGCACUAGAGGGGGUUACCAGACCAUGGAGUGCAGCUACUGACCUAUUCAAUGCAUUGUAGAAUCCAGCACUAGAGGGGGUUAACAGACCAUGGAGACAAGCUACUGACCUAUUCAAUGCAUUGUAGAAUCCAGCACUAGAGGGGCUUAACAUACCAUGGAGAGAAGGUACUGACCUAUUCAAUGCAUUGUAGAAUCCAGCAUUACAGUGGGUUAACAGACCAUGGAGAGCAGCUACUGACCUAUUCAAUGCAUUGUAGAAUCCAGCACUAGAGGGGGUUAACAAACUAUGGAGAGCAGCUACUGACCUAUUCAAUGCAUUGUAGAAUCCAGCAAUAGAGGGGGUUAACAGACCAUGGAGAGCAGCUACUGACCUAUUCAAUGCAUUAUAGAAUCCAGCAAUAGAGGGGGUUAACAGACCAUGGAGAGCAGCUACUGACCUAUUCAAUGCAUUGUAGAAUCCAACACUAGAGAGGGUUAACAGACUAUGGAGAGCAGCUACUGACCUAUUCAAUGCAUUAUAGAAUCCAGCAAUAGAGGGGCUUAACAGACCACGGAGAGAAGCUACUGACCUAUUCAGUGCAUUGUAGAAUACAGCACUAGAGGGGGUUAACAGACCAUGGAGUGCAGCUACUGACCUAUUCAAUGCAUUGUAGAAUCCAGCACUAGAGGGGGUUAACAGACCAUGGAGAGCAGCUACUGACCUAUUCAAUGCAUUGUAGAAUCCAACACUAGAGGGGGUUAACAGACCAUGGAGAGAAGCUACUGACCUAUUCAAUGCAUUGUAGAAUACAGCAUUACAGUGGGUUAAUAGACCCUGGAGAGCAGCUACUGACCCAUUCAAUGCAUUGUAGAAUCCAGCAUUACAGUGGGUUAAUAGACCAUGGAGUGCAGCCACUGACCUAUUCAAUGCAUUGUAGAAUCCAGCAUUACAGUGGGUUAACAGACCCUGGAGAGCAGCUACUGACCCAUUCAAUGCAUUGUAGAAUCCAGCAUUACAGUGGGUUAAUAGACCAUGGAGUGCAGCCACUGACCUAUUCAAUGCAUUGUAGAAUCCAGCAUUACAGUGGGUUAACAGACCCUGGAGAGCAGCUACUGACCCAUUCAAUGCAUUGUAGAAUCCAGCAUUACAGUGGGUUAAUAGACCAUGGAGUGCAGCCACUGACCUAUUCAAUGCAUUGUAGAAUCCAGCAUUACAGUGGGUUAACAGACCCUGGAGAGCAGCUACUGGCCCAUUCAAUGCAUUGUAGAAGUCAGCCCCUGGGUUUUUCAGGACCAGGGAGAGCAGCUAAGGAUUAGGACAAACCUGUAAAAUCAACACAUACAAGUUUCUGGACACCAAACCCAAAGAAAAUCACAAGUAACAUGAUAAAGGCUAUAAAUCGGGUAGUGAAUUAAGUAGCAAUACAAAUAAUACAAACCCUUCAUUUAUCGGAUUGUUAGAGGGCAGAGUUCUGUGUUUUCUGAACUGAUUUCUGUACCUAGCUGUCUGUUACUCUGACGCCUUUCAUAUCAAAUUCUCAAUUUAUUGUAAUUUAAGUUUGAUAAUGGGAGAACAUACACCUUGUUAUAUGGACUUAGUUUUGCAAAGUUAUGUCAUUGCUUUUGAAAUAUUUACUAGGUAGCAGAUUAAAUCCUGUUGUUGAAAAUAACAUGUUCCAUAGAAAUAAAAACGCAGUAUAUGCAUAAAGAAAGUUAUAUUUGCAUAAGGCGUGGGUGCGCGUUAAUCCUUUGGAUACCUUAAUUAAUCUUCUUUGUUUAAUAAAAUAAAGUAUAGCUGUUCUAGCUGAUUGUGUUUUAAGACACGCGAUCCUCUUUAAUUUAUUGAUCAUUUUUCUAGUGAAAUCUAUCAUUAUAGUACCUACAAAAUAGAUUGAAAAAUACUUUGUUACCAAUUAGGGUGUGUUACUGUUUUUACUGAUAUGAGACACCUAGUGGUGAAUAAAAACACUACACCUCACAUAGAAUGAUACAUAUUACAUAUACAGUAUAUAUACAUAAACUGUAUAUAUAUAAUGCCUAAGAGGAAAACUCUUGAAAGCUUGUCUUUUAAGUAUUAUGUUAGUCCAAUACAUACUGCAAUACUCUGGUAUGUUGGCAUCUUGUCUACUGGACUAAUACAGCUAAUCGAAGCUACUAUAUAUAUAUAUAUAUAUAGAUAUAUAUAUAUAUAUAUAAAAUCUAGCAUAAUUUAAAAUUAUAUGAAAGUCUCAUUGAAGUAAAGCAUGCAUUUUGUGACACUACACUCAAGCAAUGUAAUAGGCAGUAUUCUGAAUGCCACCUAGUUUCAAAAUAACUCAUAUAUUUUUUCCCCACACACUGCCUGCUACAUUUUACAAUUGGCUUGAUCCCUAUUGGAAACAACUGCAGGAUGAUAGAGAGAAAAACAAGAUUUUACCUAUAGCUUUUAGGAAGAUAUGAACCUGUAACUAACUGCAUAUGUGUUAUUGAAGACCAAAGCUGUCAGAUAUAUAAGUGUUUGGGCAUGUUUGGUAAAAAAAAAAUGUAUGUUAUAAAGAUUUUUUUUGUUGGUAAACCAGAUAUGCUUGACUGGUGUGAGAAUUGAUAGAAUUUGUGUGUUGUCUGAUGUUAGAUAUUUUAAACAAGAAUAGCUUAUCUGAACGACCUCUCGCACAAUUUAAAAUCUUCCCUAAGCCUAAAAUCCUUUAAGAGAUCCCUCUCUACAUACCUCAAAACAGAAUGCACCUGUCAUGGUUGAUUAUAUAUUUCCUGCCUGUUCCAUGUUAAAUUUUGUAUUUAUUGUGUAUUAAUAUUGUUUUUGUAUUUUAUUGUACCCUAAUGUAACAAUGCAAUGAUUUGUAGACCCGGGACAUACUUGAAAACGAGAGAAAUCUCAAUGUAUCUUUCCUGGUAAAAUAUUUUAUAAAUAAAUAAAUUAUCAGUGAGAUCAAAACAAUAUUAACAAAACUGAAACCAUUUACUAAAUUGGGAUUAUUUGAAACUCAUUAGAGUAGUGUUGGCAAACUCAAGACCUUUAGAUGUUCUAGAACUCCAAUUGCCAUGAUGGUUUGCCAGGAUUUAGAAUGGCAAAGCAUCAAUAAAGUUGCAGUUCUCCAGCAUCUGGGGACCUACCAUCCCAGCUCUACAAAAAAAACACAGAACUGCAAAAAAUCUCCAAUUUAUCUGUGCUAAGCCUGUGUUUAUCUGUGCUAAGCCCAACAGUAAGACCAUUUUAGCCUAAAUGUUGCAUUUCCCUAGUGGAUUCCACAAAGUUCCCGAUUUAGUGAAUAACGCAUAAUCUUAUGCCGCUUUCCAACUUGGUUGUUUAAAUGGAACUUUUACAAUGACCUCUACAGUUCAACAUUUUAUAAAUACAGAUCACGCAGUGUUAAAUUUAAUCAAAGCCAUUGGAGCCACUUUAGAGAUUUAUUCACUAAUCGUUGAAAUCAGAGAAUUGAAAUGAAAAAAUGGAAAAAAAAAAUCUCCAACUCGGUUAUUGUCACAGCAUGAUUAUGUCCGCCUGGAUUUUGGAAAUCGAUUUUCAACUCACCACAACUUUGAGUUUAAAGAAUAAUAAGAAUAAACCCUUCUGGUAUUUAAUGCAGUUCUUUUAUAUUCUACUUUGGAUUAACUGGGGUGCACUUUUUGUUUAGAUUAUGCAGUUCUGGUAAUAAAACAAUGGAUACCUUUGGAUGAAGUUUUAAGUUAGUUGGGACAUUAUAGUCACCAAAACAGCUUCAGCUCAUUGAAGCAGUUUUGGUGUAUAGAUCAUGCUCCUGCAGUCUCGUGCUCAAUUCUCCAAUUCUCUGCCAUUUAGGAGUUAAAACUAUUUGUUUAUGCAGCCCUAGUUACACCUCCCUGCAUGUGACUUACACAGCCUUCCUAAAUACUUCCUGUAAAGAGUUAUCUAAUGUUUACACUUCCUUUAUUGUAAAUGCUGUUUAAUGUAUAAUUUCGUAUCUCCUGUCCUGUUAAUAGAUUGCUAUACCCUGCAGGAGCCUCAUAUAUGCAAUCACAGUUAAAUCUACAGAGCAGGAGAUACAAAUUUUUAGAGUAAGUUACAUUUGAGUGAAAAUGAAACCAUUUUGUUUUCAUGCAGACUGUGUUAGUCACAGCCAGGUGAGGUGCGGCUAGGGCUGCAUAAACAGAAACAAAAUUGAUUUAACUCCUAAAUAAAAGAGAAUUGAGCAGUGGGACUGCAGGGGCAUGAUCUAUACACAAAAACUCCGUCAAUAAGCAAAAGUUGUUUUGGACACUAUAGUGUCCCUUUAAGAAAACAUUUUUAUAUAGAUUACUGUUCAGUAAUGACAGAAAUUCUGGGUUUAUUUUUUCAUCCUUUUCAGAAAUAUUAUAUUAUGUUAGUUUAAAGUAAGAAUUGUGCAAUAUACAGGUUCUGCAAAACAAACAUAAUACAAAUGAACAAAUACCAUUUGAUGGACUAACUGUAAGGGAUCCUGUGGUAUUUUGGAGAAUGCAGAUUCCAGAAAUGUUAUCAGAAUAUAAAUCGUAUCAUUGUGUUUGAAUAUAAUGCCAACAGGCAAACAGAUUAAAUAUAGUGAUAAUAAUCAAAAACAAAACCAACUACCCACAUAGCAGUAUAAUAAAACAAACUAACAAGUGUCACUAGUAGCCUCUGUAAACUGUGUUAUAAAAAUGUAUUAAAUAGAUAUCUAGCAGGUACUCUGAGAAGCUCUGCUACACUGGGCACCCGCUGGGACGCUGGGACUAGCUCGUCCUCCUCACUAUGAGCUCAAAAAAAUGUGAUUAGGUUGACAUGGCAAUUAUAAGACAGAAGCUUUGCGAAAUCCUCAUUAUUUGAUUUGUAGGAUGGAUAUUUACUAACAAGUGUUGGAGACCGCUUAGCUCCUGUUAGCCAGUAUGGCUCCAUUCAAUGAUUUAAGCAAUUCCCAAAACCUAAGUCCAAAAAACAAACAAAAAAAAAACCUCUUACUAUAGGCCAGCAUUUAUAUCAAAAUUAUUUGUUCAGCUAAAAAGCAAUGUGAUUGGCUGAGCCAUGUACAGGUCAGUCACAAUCUAAAAUUAAUUUCUGUGCAGUCAGCGAGAAAUGAACUACUAAAUUUAGAAAAAAUAUAUAUUUUGGAUCCUGGCCAGAAAUGUGCCAUUUUUUCAAUGUUACACUGUUUUUGCGGGUGAACUAGGCGCGAAACGACCUUAUAUGAUUAAAUGGGAGAGUGAUUUGGGUGUGAUGUUUAUGGUGUCGAAGUGGCAUAAUUUAAUGUUGAGUUUAAAGGGGAUUACUCAUAAUAUUAUCCAUUUGGAAACUCAUUUGAAAUUAUUAUACAGAUGGUACUUGUCUCCCUUUAAAUUCUACAGACUAAAUCUUUCCAAAUCUAAAAUGUGUUGGAGGGGAUGUGGCCAAACGGGUACCCUGUUUCAUAUUUUCUGGACAUAAAUCAAAAAUUAUUGGCAAAACAUUUUAUAAUUAAUUAUCUCCAUCACAGAAUUUUCAAUUGGUUUAACCCCCAGUAUUAUUAUUAUUAUUAUCAUUUAUAUAGCGCCAACAGAUUCCGUAGCGCUUUACAAUAUUUUGAGAGGGGGGAUGUAACAAUAAAUAGGACAAUUACAAGAAAACUUACAGGAACAAUAGGUUGAAGAGGAUCCUGCUCAAACGAACUUACAGACUAUAGGAGGUGGGGUAUUAGAAACAUUAGGACAAGAAAUAUCAAGUAGGGGUGAAGCAGAGCUGGAGGAGAGAGCAAAGCACUGUCCCAUAGGAGAGAGCAGGAGGUAGAGAUUACUCUGGGAGGCCAUAAGCUUUCCUGAAGAGAUCGGUUUUAAGGCCCUUCUUAAAUGAUUGAAGACUAGGGGAGAGUCUGAUGGCAGUAGGCAAGCUAUUCCAUAGGAGAGGAGCCACCCGUGAGAGGUCCUGCAAGCGCGAGUUGGCCGUACGGGUGCGAGCAGCGGUCAGGAGGUGGUCACGGGCAGAGCGGAGGGUACGAGGAGGGGCAUAUCUAUGGAUUAGUGAAGAGAUAUAAGCGGGGCUAGAAUUGUUCAGUGCUUUAAAUGUGUGGGUUAGCACUUUGAAUUGACUCCUAUAGCAUACAGGGAGCCAAUGUAAGGACUGGCAGAGGGGUGAGGUGUGAGAGGACCGACUAGAGAGGAAGAUCAGUCUAGCUGCAGCAUUCAUGACAGACUGUAGCGGGGCAAUACGGCUUUUGGGGAGACCAAUCAGGAGAGGGUUACAGUAAUCCAUGCGGGAAAUUACUAGAGCAUGGACAAGCUCCUUGGUAGCAUCUUGCGUAAGAAAGGGGCGAAUGCGGGCUAUGUUUUUGAGUUGGAACCUACAGGACUUGGCAACAAACUGGAUGUGAGGCUCAAAGGUGAGACCAGAGUCAAGUAUGACGCCAAGACAGCGCGCUUGCAGGGAUGGACUUAUGUGGAUAUCACUGAGUUGAAGGGAGAGCGAGAGAGGAGGAUCAGUAUUAGGAGGAGGAAAGACAAGGAGUUCAGUUUUAGAGAGGUUAAGUUUCAGAAAGCGUGAGGACAUCCAGUCAGAGAUUGAAGAAAGGCAAGCAGUGACACGUUGCAGGACGGCAGGGGAGAGGUCCGGGGAGGAGAGGUAUAUCUGAGUGUCAUCAGCAUACAGGUGGUAGCGGAAUCCAAAAGAGGCAAUAAGUUUACCUAGAGAGGCAGUAUAAAGAGAAAAUAGGAGGGGACCAAGGACAGACCCUUGGGGAACUCCGACCGAGACAGGACGAGGGGAGGAGGUAUCCUUGGAAAAGGAGACACUGAACGAGCGUUGGGAGAGAUAGGAGGAAAACCAAGAGAGGACAGAGUCACAGAGACCGAGCGAUUGAAGAGUUUGAAGGAGGAGAGCAUGAUCAACGGUGUCAAAGGCAGCAGAGAGGUCAAGGAGAAUUAAUAUGGAGUAGUGACCUUUGGAUUUAGCGGAGAUUAGGUCAUUAGUCACUUUGAUAAGAGCAGUCUCAGUAGAGUGGAGAGGGCGGAAGCCAGACUGAAGAGGGUCAAGGAGAGAGUUGGAAUUAAGGAAGCGAGACACACGGGUAAAGACAAGUCUUUCCAAAAGCUUUGAUGAGAAAGGGAGCAGGGAUAUGGGACGAUAGUUAGAAGGGGAGGAUGGGUCAAGAGAUGUUUUUUUGUAUGUCUCCUUAAACAUUUCCCGGAUGAUCUCGCAUAUCAUAAAUGCGUUAUGUUGGGUCAUCUACUUAUUUCAGCCACCUCCGCUAUUCCCCGCCUAUGGAAAUUGGCUGAAACUCCAACCGAUGUUCUUACUCACUUAUUUGAAAGCAAAUGAUGCAAGCUUGCGUUCAGCAUACCAUCGGCCAGUAGUGCCCUUUUACGACACGACUGGUCUGAAUGGGAAAAGGCGAUGAGGAAUAAAUUUAAAUCGAAUUGAGUACCCACCUGGCUGAAUAUAAUUGUUUAAUUUUCUAAAUAUUUUUCUUUUUUUAAAUCUCAAUAUUUUUUAUAUAAGUUAUAGAAAGCAUGACCAUCUUAUAUAUAUUCAUUGUACACGUUUUUUGUUGGGAUUCGUCAUGGACAUGAUAUUAUCUUUAUAAUUAUUUUAUUUCCCCUUUUAUUUUCCUUUUUUUUAAUUAUUUUUUUUCCUUUUAUUAUAUCUCCACCAGUUAUUACUCUAUAGAUAUUGUAAAUGCUUAUUAUAGGUCAUUAUAGUAUUAAUACACUUACUCUAACAGUUUAAAGUUUCUGAAAUCUUCCAAUAUAUUUCGGUUAUGUAUCUUUAUUUAAAUUUAUGACCACUGCAUGAUAGAGUUUAUUAAAUUUUUUAUUAUAAUUAUUUUCAUAUAAAUUAAUAUAUUUCAAAAUAAAAAAUAUUUGAAAGAAAUGAAUGGAGAAAUUUGAUUGGCGGAAAAAGCAAUUGAUGACUUAUGGUUACGAAUGCUCUUAAAGUACACACUCCUGGUACUGUAGUUAAUUGUGAGGAGUUGGAUAUUUAUUGAGCCAAGGGAUCAUAUCAUUUAGCAUGCCAGGCUAUAAAAUGGUCUCUUUCUAAAUCAAUGGUAAAAAUAUUUUAAUGUGCAAAUCAACUCUUGUUAUCAGUUUAGAAGAAAUACAUUUACUGCAAUCAUUUUCAGAAUUGGGCAGCGAUGUUGAUAAGGGGAAUGGAAGAUCUCAGCUUUUCUUAUAUUGGGUUUACUUAGUCAGAAGAAAAGAAUUAGAGGAAAGGAGAUUUCAUGUUCAACAGGUUAUUUCUUACAGUCCAGACAGUAUGCAGGAUACACAACCUAUAUAUAUUUUCAGAUUCAGUCCACUCCUUAAGAAAUAAGGUCAUACAUAAAGGUUUAGGUCAAUAAUAUUACACCUUAGGAAGCAUUUAUUCAGAUAUUCUCAGACCGUAAGCUCAUUUGAGAAAGGUCCUCAUCAACCUAAUGUUCCUGUCAAAUGUUUAAAUAGUUAUAUCUCCUUCAUAACAUUGUAAAGUGCUACGGAAUAUGUUAACUUUAUAUAAACACCAACAAUAAUGGUAAUAAUAAAAAUAAUAUAUUCAUUAUUGAAACAAAACUUUAAAAAUUGAAAGAGUAUCAAUAUUUUAUCCCUUGUAUUCAGGGCCGGCGCGUCCAUAAGGCUGCACAAGCGGCUGCUUUAUGGCACCAGAGCCCAAAUUGUAGCCAUAAAUCUACUUCGGCCCCUAUUCCCCCACUACAUUUCCUAACCCCAUAAUUACAGCCCGUACCCUCCACUACAGCCCCUAACUUUUCAAUUACAGCCACAACAACCCACUACCAGAGCCAUUCCUGAGAAUAGGCUCUGGCUCCACCCCUGUUCUGUAUGCCUUUGUAUGUAUGUCUUUGUACCACUGUGUAUGUAUGUCUUUGUAUGCCUGUGUCUGUAUGACAGUGUCUGUGUGUGUGUCUGUAUGUCUGUGUUUGUAUGACAUUGUACCAUUAUGUGUAGAUUAUAUGGCUGUGUGCCUAUAUUUAUUUGAUUGUGUGCUGCGUAUCUCUGUGACUGAGUGCCUGUAUGGCUGCGUGUUGCUGUAUUUCUAAGUCUAUAUCACACACAAAAAGACACAAAAUGUGCUGAGGGGAGAGAGUCACAGAAAGGGUCUAGGGGGAAGAAAGAGACACAAAAAUAAUGGGGAGGGAAACACACAAAGGGGCUGAGGAAAGAAAGCUGCACAAGGGGAGUUAUAAGAGACACACAAGACCGUGUAUGACAAAGUAAAGGGGGGAUACAAAGCACUAAAGAGGGUAAGAAAAUCAAAAGGGGGGUUACAAGACACAUAGGCAAAGACACAUUUUUUUCUUCUAAGGGUGGGGGGCGGCAAAAUGCAUCUGUAAUGCAUCUGUAAUCUGUAAUGCGGCAAAAUGCAUUUGUGUAGCCAAAAAUCCUUACACCGGCCCUGCUUGUAGUGAGUGUGACACCUUUAAAUAAGCCGGAUAGUUUCACCCAUGAUGUAAUUACUAUCUUUGAUCAUUUUAUUAUGUAAACAGCAUUACAUUUUAUCUUAUAUCUUCAAUUAUAUAACUUGCUGAUAAUAAAUAGUCAUCUCUCCUUUUUUUACUCUUGAAACAUCCAUAAUUUCUAUAAUGAUUAUUAUGGUCAGAGAAAAACUGUGCAUGUAAAGAAAAAUGUAAUUAGCCAUUCACACAGUAACAGAAAAUAGAUGGGUUUGGAUAACGAGCUUUAUAAACUGUAAUUAUUAUCUACAGACUUACUUUUAGCCAAGUGCGGAACUUAAAGAAAAUGUUAAUGCAUUUCUAUUUCGAAGCUUCACUGUUAAUUAUAUCUGCUAAAACAGCCCAAUAGCAUAGAUCAAAGAACACUCAUUAAAUAUUUGUAAUAGUAUAAAGUAUAAAUUAACUUUGUUGAACCGAUAUCUAAUAAAGAGGUUAUUCUAUUAAAAGCUUGCUAAAAAUAUAGGUUAUGUAACUACAUCAAUAUUAAAGAGCAGACGAAUGGAUAAAUGGAAAACAGGUAAAGAGUAGGAAAGAUGACUAAUCCCGAAAGCAAUGGAUUCUAAUUGGGUCCCCGUGCUAUUUUAGUUUGUCCCAUAUGGCCGGAACCAGUGCGUCAUAUUCAUUGGGCCCCAGGCAAGUACCGUUAAAUUAGCUGAUAUAACAGGUCUGCCUUCCUUUGCAUGUUGAGACCACUGUAACACUGAAAAGACUUUAAUGAAGGUAUUUUGCCAAAUUAAUUGUGUUACAUUUAACAGAGCAGAUAAAGAAUUGUCCACUGAGGUACUUCCGAAAUUGAAGGAUGAGUCCACAACGCACCUCCCACACCUCACUCCUCUGUCAGUCCCUGCAUUGAUAUAGGGAUCAAUUCAAAACUUGGUUCUUGCUUAGAAAUAUCAACAUAAUGCUGCCCCAACCGACCUAUCCUCCCUAAUACACAAAUAUGUCCCAUCUAGGCCCCUAUGCUUUGCCGAAGACCUACAUCUAUCCUCUGCUCGCAUCCAAUACUUCUCUAGGGCUGCAUCAUUCCUGUGGAACUCCCUUCCCUUCUCUGUUAGAUGCUAACCAGUCUCCACUCCUUCAAAAAAUCGUUAAAAACUCACUUCUUUGUGAAUGCUUAUCGAUUAACUGUUAAUAGCUCCCCCCAGCACCCAGAUUCCUCUUGUGCAACUGUCAUUUAAAAAACACAUUAAGUCUUCAGUGAAUUCUAUUCUACCAGCCUACUUUUCUACCCCUACCAUUACCUUUUGUUUCACUAUACCCAACACCAUCUAGCUUGUAAGCUCAUUGAGCAGGGCCCUCAACAUCUCUGUUCCAACUCAUCUGGUUACAAUAACGUAUUUGUUAGUCCACUCAUUGUACAGCCCUGCCCUAUUUGUUGGUGCUAUAUAAAUAAUAAUAAUAAUACCAUGUACCUAAUUUGGGUCCCUGUGAGAAAUAAUCACGUAGGGUACAAAAGUUAGGUCGGGGGUGUUAAAAUACGGUUCCCAGAGAUUAUUGGACUUCAACUCUCAUCAUUAUCUGUAUUUAUUAGGAUAAAGGGUUUUAAUACAUUAAACAGAUCAAAGUAAUUGAGUAACUAUGUAGUUAUAAAUCAUGCUUGUUUGGACUAUGCAGGUUAAGAAAAUAUCCCAUUAAACCUUCCUGCUAACAGGACACAGUUAGACCAUACAAUAACUAAUGAAUAUUACAAGAUGUUACACUUACCUGCAUUGUAUAGCAUCCAUUAUUAAUAUUCUGCUAUUGUAAAGGUAAUCUUAUGUGCACAGCUCAGAACAGGUCAUUAUAGUAAGUGUAUAGUGUUUGCUUAGAUGAUUGCCAGACACAAACUGUCUCUGACAGCUGUAAGGUGCGUGCUAUACAUCUCAUAACAGUAGACACUGCAAACACAUUACAUUUUAAAUGCACUAAUGAACAGAUGCCUUCAAUCAUAGCCACCUCUUCUCAGGGCCAGACUAACCCACCGGGAUACCGUGAAAAUUCCCAGUGGGUCGGGAUACUAGUGGGCCGGUGUGCAGCCGGUGUGCGGCCGGUGUGUGGCCGCCUAGUGCGCACCGGCCUGCGGGCCGCACGGUGCAAUUACAGGGUGACUGGCAGGAGGGGAAACUAAUGUGACAUAGGGAGCGCUGGGGGGGGGGAACUAAUGGGAGAAAGGGAGAGCUGGGGUGGGAGAAACUAAUGCGACACAGGAAGAGCUGGGGGGGAUCUAAUGGGACACAUGAGGGCUAGGAGGGGGAUAUAAGAACACAUGGAGGGCUGGGAGGGGGCUUUAGGGACCCAUGGAGGGCAUGUACAGGAGCAUAUUGUAGUGUAUGUGUAAGUGUACACAAGAGCAUAAUGCAGUAAAUUGCAAUGCAGUCAGUUUUUAAGGGUUGGACCCGGUCUGUGUGUGUUAUGUGUGUGAAUGUGUGUGUGUAGGUGUGGGUUGGGUAGAUGUAAUUACAUUAGGUGUCAUGGCUUGGAAUAAAAUAAGGUGCCUUAGACUGUAAUGCUUUACAACAAACGACAGUGGUUUUAAGUUAGCAUUAAUAAUUAACCUUAAGGCUGGCAUUGAAACACUGUGUUCCAAAGAAGAAACAUGAAUUCCUCUCCGUUCUUAAGAAGCCUUAAUUUUCCUAGAGACAUUUUGCUGUGGGGUAAUAAAAAGUUUGUUAUUUUUAAUGGAAAAAAAGGACAAAAAAGUUACAAAUAGACAAUCCAAUCUUAUGGCAAAGUACGUAAAAUAUAUUAAUUACUGAAGAAACAGAAUGAGUGGUCCUUGAAUGUAAUAAGGAAACAUGUGCAAAAGAAAUAGAUCACAUUCCACCCAUUAGAAAAUGAAUAGUCAUUUUGUAAAAAAUGCUGCCUAGCAGACUCACUGCCGUAUACAAACUCUCUGCAGGCUGCAUAGGGAAAUUCAUUAUAUCUAUCAAUAGAUUGUUAUAGCUUAUAGACAAGGUGAAUAUCAGUAGUAACAGAGGUGUUGCUAGGUUCAAAAUAAAAGGGUUUGAGGAACUCAAAGACCCCUCCCAAUACCACAGCCAAGAACCAUGCAAAUGCCACCUUCAGAUUCUGCCCCAAAUUAUGUCACUUAAAAAUUAUAAUUAUCAUUAAAAAAAAAACAAUGUAUAGGGUUAUUCGAUGUAGCACGAACUUCCAAGAAUUUCAAAAUGAGUUUCAAAUGUAAGACUCAUUUGGCCGAACUGAUAUGAAUUCUCAGAGUUAUCUAUGCUGCUAUUUGAGCAGUUUUGAUUUUACUUUUGAAAUUUACUUUAACUUCACUUUGAAUGCUCGACAAUUAAUCCUUCCAGGGAUUUAUUGCUGUUCCUUUAUUUUGACAUUCCAACUAAGUUGCCGAAUGCACCUAUGAAACUGGCAAGUCUCCUAUGGUUUCUGGAUUCCAUGCUACUGUUAGGAAAUCACUUUCUAUAACCUCACAGAAGGCUAGUUUGUACAAUAAAAGUGUCCAGCAGGAAAAGUAACUGAUAAAUAUAGACUUUUCGUGCUCUUACCUGUACGUUCCAAAAUAUAAUUUCACCCGCAGGUCGUACCUUUCUUUACAUUUCAGCUAAAGAUGUGAUUUAAUGAAUCCGUAUGAGAAUUGUAGAGUAAAUCUUAGAUGACAAAUGUUUGGGGAAAAUGUUGAGAAAAACAAAAUACUCUGUGUCACUUUGUUAUGAAUGUGAUAAAUAUGGAUUUACAAACUAAUUGUCAUUCUCCAUCAUUCUUUAUAAAUUUUUAUACUAUAUCUAUGUUGGCAUUUGGAUAUCAUACAACUCUUUCCAAAAUGAUAAGUAUUCAUAUGCAGGACAACCCUCCCCCGCCCCCCACCCCUUUCUAUUGCCAACAUGCUUAUGAAAAGGCCUUCUAUUAAAAUCCCAUGGUUCUGACACUUGUGUAACAUCAACUAAAAUCUCACAACCAGUUCUUUGCCUAGUAUUUAUUCCCAAGGGAAUUAACGAGCAUGGGUGCAGUAUUUCCUCAUAAUUAAUAAUUAGGUAUAAGUAGGUACAGGGAAACAUCGUGCACCGUUUAAUACCCGAGGAAAUUAAUAACUGAAUGCAAUUUUCACCAAUGGUCCAAUCAGUUCCAAUUGGUUUUUCCCUCGCCAAUACGAUGCCCUGAAAGGUUUUGUUACAUGUGUGAAAUGUGUCCAUUCACUUGAAGAAAAUAAUUUUCGUAUUGGUUUAUGAAUCCAGGAAAUAUUUUGGAUGUAGGAAUUCUGGAACUAUUUUGGAUUUAGAAAUCCAGGAAAUAUUUUGGAUAUAGGAAUCCUGAGAAUAUUUUGGAAUUUAGGAAUCCAGUAAAUAUUUUGGAUUUAGGAAUCCAGGAAAUAUUUGGGAUUUAGGAAUCCAGGAAAUAUUUAGGAAUCCAAGAAAUAUUUUGGAAUUUAGGAAUUCUGUGAAUAUUUUGGGGAUAUUUUCUCCUAGGGCCUGUGAGAGAGGAGCUUUUUGAAAGGACUUUUUAAUGUAUUGCAUAAAAAUAUAUACUUAUUUGCAUGAUGCCCAAUCAGAUGCACGUUCCCUGGGCUGUCCCUUUAAAUGAAUCAAUGCUUAUCACAUCUUACCAACUACAGCCAUAUGGGGAAAGAUAAAACAUGUUUUAGGGACUACAAGUAAUUACAUCAGGUCAGUUGUGUAUUCAUUAGUCUAACUGUGCACAUAAACAGAUAAUUUCAUGUUCCAAUAUUCCAUUUGUUCUUUAAUAGAACAGGCGUCUGUCAAAACAAAUGUGGUCCGUUGCAACUUCAAAGCUUUGUUUUGGCACAUGGUUUCUCAUGCAAAACACUACCCUUUUAGAUUACUGUCCCAUUAUUUCUUAUUCAAAACAAAAAAGCAGAUGAAUAUCUCACGUGACCUUGUUAUAUUUAAUAUGUACAGCUGCAGUAGGGUUUCCUGUACUUUUUAUGGCUGUAUCGGAAGAUGUCCCAUUCACAUUAAUUUUUAGACUGUAUUUAAACCUUGUAUUUAAUACAUUUAAAAAAAUUAAUAAUAAUUAAAACUAAUUAAAAAAAAAUAUAUAUAUAUUUAUGUAAAAACAAACAAACUAAAGGUUGGUACAAUAGAACCUACCCAGCAGAGCUGUAAGCCUAUUCUACACUUUGCUGGUAAACAUAGGUAGGGGAUCUAGAGCAGUGUUUCCCGAACCAGUCCUCAAGACCCACCAACAAUCUAGGUCUUGCCAGUAUCUCCAUUGUAAUAAGACAGGGCACUGCAUAAAUCCACUAACCCCCACUAACGAUUUUGGCAAGUAUGGCAAAAUAUAGACCUUAGGUGCAGAACUUUAAUGGGCAUGACUAUUUGCCAGUCUUAAGUAUGUGUGGUCUUAACAUUUGCCCGCACAUACUUCUGUUUUUUAUUUGCUUAUUUUGUGGAGCCACAUUUUUUAUGUAAAGUUUAUCAUAGCUCAUACAAACAUGGUGGAGCCUGGGGAUAAUACUGUGAAGACAUAGACAGGUUUAUUCCACAAGCCUUGAAUUGUUGGGAAUUGGCCUUGGUAUUUCUAAUUGUAUUAGACAAAUUAGGAAAGAUACAAUCCUCAAAAUAACCACCAAAAGUGUACAAAGAUUAUGUUUAGCAAUAAGGAGAUACAACACGCAUAUAGGGAACAGAGAAUAUAUAGUAUCUCCAGUUUAAUGUAAAUAUAUUACUCAUUUUAUGCCAAAAUGGUGGAGCUGGGAACAGAUUUGAAGGUUUUUUUCCAUCUUGCACAGAAUUUGAAAUUCCAUGGUCAAUAAUUCUUUCUGUGUACUGAUAAUCAGUCAUUUUCCAUCUUUGUCAUUUCGCAUUGUGAAUUGAGUAGGGCACUAUUUGGCCAAUUAAAGCUGCAAUUGAUCAACUACCUUUGUUAUUGAUUUUGAGGUUCUGAUAAGAUAUACCACAAUGUGACAAACAUACUGGAGUAUCAGGUCCGAUGAAUUAAUGUGAUGGUGACUACACUGCUUAAUGUAAAAUUUACUACGCAGGGCUGUAUUCAAGAAGUGUUCAUUCAAAGCAAUUUUUUGAUUAUUUAUAAGUGUAACUCACAGAUUUAUCUAUCAUUCAGCAAUCCAUGUUUGUUGUGACACCUCUAAAGAUAGCAUGUCGCUGUUGUGUGCUUUGAUGACGACAGUUAAUGGUAAAAAUAAAUGGUGGAAUAAUUUUGCGAUGCUCUGAACAACAAGUAACAUGUUAUCUGAUUUCCUCCUACAGUUGGAGCUCUGCCACUUGAUAAAGGAGAACAUCCAGAAGAAAUGGUAUGUUACAACUGGACAUUCUGUUAUUGCUUGGCCGUGUUUUGAUUUAUUUAUAUUGAUUUCACUACUCUCUGUUGAUUAUAUUGCUGCUUGCACAUUCCGCCGUGAGGGUUCUUGUUAUUGAUUAGAUAGCAGGGGAAUUCCUUUUCUUGCUAGUUAAGAGACCCAAUCAAUAAUCUGCCAAAUAGAGUCAUUAAAACUCGAUGCUUUGAUGGACAAUGUCGAAUUGUUUUUCCUGUGAAUACAAUUUUCUGUAGUGUGGAACUGAGGAUGCAACCUAUUGCUUGCUGUGAGCAUAAAAAACCAUAAACAUUACCAGUUACUCUAGUCACUUUGUUCAAAAUAGUUUUAUAGAUAAAUGAGAUUAGGAGCCCUAAAAUACUCGUUUAUGGUGACCUUAUAGGCUUCCCAUUUUGAGCAGAGGGAGCUGGAAACUCACUUUUCAAAAAAGCUGCUUGAAGGCCUAGUUGACAAAAAAUAAUGGGACAAUACCCUACGGGGUGUAGAUAGUAAAAUACACUGGCUGUUAGUUUAAAACACACUAACAAGGUUCUUCACUGAAAUGAGAAUUGUUGACAAUUCAAAAUGAAUUCAAAAUGAAUUUUAAAUAUAAGGAGAGAGUAUCUGAAAAGCUGACUUGGAGAGUCUUGCUGUUUAGAGUAUUUUGGCGUUAAAUUUGAAAUCCACUUUGAAUUCUCUCUUUACUGGCUAAUGCUACAAGUGCUUCAAUAGACUGGAGGGCACCACGAAUAUUCGCUAUGUAAUUAAAUGAUACAUUCUACAAUAACUGGUUUCAAAUAUAGCUUUUAUAGUGUAUAGAAUCCUGCACAACAAUUCAUACAGUAUUAGGUCAAAUUGUAAAAUAAAAAAAAUAAAAAAACAAAUCAUAGGAAAGAAUUAAAGUAACAGAAAACUAAGACAGUUAUUCACAUUCUCAAAAGUUCAGAUGCACGUGAUCAUAUCGCGUCUUGUUAUCUUACCCCUGGACUGUAGAGCUUGAUAUCUGUAUUUGUCAUUUUAUUCUAAUAAAGAGUGUUUACCAGGCACACCGUCACAUUUUCAGGAGUUCUUUUUUGUUUUUAACAAAAUCCAAUAACAGGUAACAUUUUAACCUUCCUAAGUCUUUAUCAAUCCAUCAAGCUUUGAUGAAGACCUAGGAAGGUUGAAAUAUUGGCACGUUAUAGAUUUUGGUAAACUAAGGGUCUAUUAUAGAUCCUGCCGUGUCUUUGGGACGCUUUGUCUGUUGAAAUACAUUAACCAGAUACUGGGCAGUUUAAAUGUUGACAAUAUUCAGUGACAUUCUAGAAUGGAUUUUUACAUGGAUGUCUGCGUAGACUAUCAAUAAAUAUAGCUCUCUAUCAGUCCUGUUUAUUUGCUACAUGAUUUAAUUCACUAUUUUUUUACACAAUUUUUAUUUUAUUGAUAGCACAACAAAACAGCCCCAUAUGGAUACACAUGAAAACAAUAAGAAAAACAUUCACGAUAUAUAUAUUAAUCAUAUAAAUAAAUAAAAUAUUGUAUCCCAAGAAUCCAUAAAAACGGGCUUUGGUCACAGUUUUGUUUCCAGUUUGUUCACGAUUAUACUUUCAGUGCUGUGUUAUUACCGUGUGUCAGUAACUGCCCCCAAAAUCAUUGGGACUCUGAAACAUUGAUUUCAGGCAACCUUUUAUUCAGCCUCAAGGACAAAUCGUCUCACCUAGCUGAUUCCUCAGUAAAACUCAAAAAUGGUUUCCAACUGUUAUACAUAGACCCAGGCAUUCCAUGGAGUGCUUAUUGCUGGUCCUAAAGGGUUACUUCAACCACCAUGACCACUACAAUGAUUUGAAGGGUCAUGGUGGUAGAAGUCAGUAUGUGCAGUGUUUCAGCUUCAUACUGAGAUAUUUGCGGUUGUGUGCUGGGGGCUAUUUACACAUGGCUGGGGGCUAGUUUCACAUGAUCCAUCAUCAGUGCGUGUGGCAACAGAUGUAUUGCCAGUCAGUUCCCCACCCCCACCCCCAAUAAAUUGGCUCAGAUUGCACGCAUGUGCUAUAAGAUGGCAAAAUGGUGCAAUCACAGGCUUCUCCAUGAGAAGACUGUGUCUGGACCACAGAAGGCAUCAUCUAAUGUCAGAAAGGGGCAUGGAAAGCAGUGCCGGGAGCUUUGCCCAGUGCUGGACACCUGGUAAGUAAAACAAUUUUUAGAGGGGGGGGCUAAUUAAUUGUGCCCAAAAGGGCAUUUUACAGAGAAAAGGCCCCCCCCCCCCAAAAAAAGAAUGGAGUAACCCUUUAAAGCUGCAGUUACCACAAAAUUUAGCUUGAUUAACUUGGGUAACCUUGAGAAUUUCCAUACAAUAAAAAGCACAAACUGAACUUAUAGAAUGUGAUAGAGAAGCGGGAGAAAUGGGAUAGAGAAAGAAAUAAAAGAAGGGGAUAUUGGCCAACUCCUUAAAUAGGUGCACUAGCACCUAGCAAAGGGCAGUUCAAUGACACCUACUAAAAAUGACCAAAGUUCAAAAAUAUCUACUGAAAAAAUAUCUACUGAACCAAAAUACGGUAAUUCGAGCCAUCCAAGUUAUAAAAACCUUGAUGGGGAUACCACAGGUAGAACUCAUUUCAUGUAGUAUGAUUGUCUUCUAUAACUGAUAUUCCUGCAUGGAGCCAGUUGCAGUUGCCAGGGUGCAUUCUGGAAUGCACAUCUCUUGGUAUUCUAGAGAAGUUGGGUUUUCUGCCUGAUAGUAAAUUUUAUAAAAUAGUUAGAGCACAGCUUUCCAAACUUUGUGACGUGACAUGUUAGUGUGUCGGCUGCACAGUCUAAGUGUGUCAUGCAAAUGAGGUGUGCGACCGGAAGGGGAGCACAUUGCUCCCUUCCUGCCAGUCACUCCAUGUAUGUGUCUUAGCAGGUGGACCGCGGUAGAGGAGCUUCUGUUUCUACUACUCGGUCUUACAGGACGUACUCACUGAGAGCACAUAACUGCUUCCUGUUAGACCAGGUAGGGAAAACCCAAAGCUCCUCUACCAUGGUCUGCCACUACAUUGAGGGAAGUGAGGCUGAGCAGGAACAGGAACAGGGGAGGGGACAAAAAUGGCAUAGGAGGGGAGGGGUGACAGAAGAUGGGCACAGGAGGGUGUGGGACAGAAGAAGGGCACAGGAGGGGAAGGAGCGCAAAAGAAGGGCAUAGGAAAGGAGGAGGAACAAAGAGACACACAGAGGGGCUUGGGGGAAAAAGACACACAGUGGGGGAGAAACAGAUGCAUAAAAUUACUAAGGGAAGAAAGAGGCCGGCCAGCCGCAGUCAGCCUGUCUGCCAACCAACCAGUCACAGCAGCCAAACAGCCACAGCAGCCUGAUUGUCAGCAGCAGCAACCAGCCAGCUGCUGCCUGACAGCCACAGCAGCCAGCCAGCAACAGUAAAUAGGGUGAGAAGAGCUGACUUGGGCUGGCUAUGUUAUAUUACUAUAUUGUGAAUAGGCACCAGAGUGUUAGAGAGAUGGUUGAGGCAUCAAACAUGUACUGCGUAUGCACAGCAUGCAGAAUUCGGUUGAAAUGGAUGAUUCUACGUCAUUUGAAGUGAGGUGUUCAAGUAAUAGAACACAGUCUCAACACAGUCUCAACUGCCGCUGUAUCGCAAUAUGAUGCAUGUUUGAAAAGUAUGUCAUCAACAUGAAAAGUUUGGAAAGCUCAGAGUUAGAGGAACACAAACAGUAUUUUUCCUAAUUAGAUUUAUGGAUAUCUUUAGAUCCCUUUCCCUUAGGGAAGCAUUGAGGGGCUAAUUUGCAUGUGCAGAAAGUGCCGCGUUGUAUCAAUCAGCAUCUCUCUUCAUAGAGAUGUAUUGGGUCAAUGUAUGUCUAUGCAGAGCAUUCAGUAUCUUCACGCAGCUCAUUAAGACAUCUAAUGUAUGGAAGACCACUCCAGGAAGCACCCCUGGUGACUGUCUGAGUGAAAGCCACUAUAGAUGACCUUAGAACACAAUAUAACCUGCCUAGUUCUAACAAUUCUCUUUUCUAGCUCAUUUGUAAGACUUUUUAUAUCUUAAAUUAAAAAGCAGCUACUUAAUGUCUGCCAUUGUGAUAGUGUCAUAGAUAAAAGGUACAUAAAGGGUUAAAGCCAUCAAUAGUAGAGGGCCAAGAGUGCCUGUUUACUCAAGAGUUACAGCGGAUAUGAGGAUUUUGAAGUUCGCUUUCUGUGUUUGAAGAAAUAAUAACGAAAAACAAAAAAGAACAGAAAAAUCUCUGUUUAUCAAGUUUUGUAUUAUGCUGCCAAUGUCUCCAGCUACUGAUCCACCUCAGAAUGUAGCUCACCAGCGUCCAGGCUCUGCCAUCUAAGUUUUAUUUUGUGUUGGAAAUUAGGUAUCCCAGGUGAUAAUUAAAGCAUGGGUCAUCUCUAAUAAACCAUUUAUAAAAAAAAAAUCUACAAAAUUCUGAUCAGACCUAAAAAAAAAUCAGGUUUUAUUUACUGAAACUCAUAGCACAUAACACAUAGCUGCAAAAUUUGGGACAAAAAAUGUUCACUUGGAAAAUGCUCCAGUCAAGUUAUAGUCACAGUUUGUGUAUUUUAGAACAGAAGUUGCAAUUCAAUUAAAAAUUUCGAAUUUCAAUUUAAACUUAGGAAAGACAUUUGGGUUAUAUUCAGGAAUUCACCAGAUAACUAAAAACAGCCGUAUUAGAAACAUCCUCUCCCAGCGCUCUUUCAGUGUUUCUUUCUCUGGCUCUGCUUCUUCUCCCCAACUCCUCUCUGUUGGUGUCCUUGGUCCCCUACUGUUCUCCAUCUAUACUGCCAUUUCUACGCAGAUGACACGCAAAUCUACCUGUCCUCUCCUGAUCUCUCCCCGUCCCUCUUGACUAGUGUCUCUGACUGCCUCUCUGCAGUUUCUAACUGGAUGGCUGCCCACCUCCUUAAACUAAACUUGACCGAAACUGAGGUUCUGGUCUUUCCUCCCUCAAGUGUUGUUACUCCUGUGUCUGUCUCCCUCCAAGUCAAUGGUGCUACCAUCAGCUCCACCACACAGGCUCGCUGCCUAGGUGUUCUCUUUGACUCCGACCUCUCCUUCAAGCCUCAUGUUCAAUCUAUCGCCAAAUCCUGUCAUUUCCAUCUCAAAAACAUUGCGCGCAUCCGCCCCUACUUAACGCCAGAUGCGACUAAGGUGUUGGUCCAUUCCACUGUCCUUUCUCGCCUUGACUACUGUAAUCUGCUUCUCAGUGGUCUUACGUGCUCCCAGCUAGCGCCGUUACAGUCCAUAAUAAAUGUGGCAGCGAGGCUCAUCUUCCUGUCCGCCUGCACCUCCCAUGCCUCACCCUUCUGUCAGUCCCUACAUUGGCUUCCUAUAAAAUAUAGAGCUCAAUUUAAAAUUCUGGUUCUUGCUUUCAAAUCUCUACAUAAUGCUGCUCCCACCUAUCUAUCCUCCUUUAUACACAAGUAUGUCCCGUCUAGGCCCUUACGAUCUGCUGAAGACUUACGUCUAUCUUCUGUCCGUACUCCCACCUCUGAUGCUCGCCUUCAAGAUUUCUCGAGGGCUGCACCGUUCCUGUGGAACUCGCUUCCCUCCUCCGUUAGAUGCUCACCCAGUCUCCACUCCUUCAAAAAAUCGUUAAAAACCCACUUCUUCAUAAAAGCGUAUCAAUAACACUGUUAAUAGCUCCUGACUGAUUCCUCUUCUUCAACUGUCACUAGUCUAAUACUAUCCUUACCUUUUUGUGUCAUUUUACCCCACUCCCUCUAGCAUGUAAGCUCAUUGAGCAGGGCCCUCAACCCCUCUGUUCCUGUGUGUCCAACUUGUCUGGUUACAACUACAUGUCUGUUCGUCCACCCAUUGUAAAGCGCUGCGGAAUUUGACAGCGCUCUAUAAAUAUAAUAAUAAUAAUAAUUAUUAUUAUUAUUCCCGAUCACCUAUUUAAUUGUAUUUCCCUUGAGAAUUCCUGACAAUUCACAGUUUAGUGAAUUACCCUGAAGGUUUAGGGAAUAAAGUCCAAUAUUAUUGCUGAAGCUAAAAAUAAUGACCAUACGUGUUUCUUCUCUCUCCUGUGACCAGAUUCUGCAGCUCAAACAUUAUGUUUGCCCUAUUUAGCAUUAUUCACUAAAAUGCGAAUUGUGAACUCAACGUAAUUUGAAACAACAUUUUGAAUUAUAGGCCACAAUAGCCAAAUUGGAAAAAUAUUUACAAGUCAAGCCAUGUUUCAAUCUCAUACAUUUAGGCUUAAAAUUUGAAAUUGUCCUUGAAUUCACUUUGACAGUCCGAUGCGUGUUUGUUUGGCUGUAGCUCUGGCAGGCUGAAGAUUAUUGGUAAUGUAGUCAACAAAAUCAAGUGAGGAGGUUUAGGUUCAUAACCUGCUCAUUGGAAAUUGUUAAAUACUUCCUUUGUAGCUCGAUUAUCUCUUUGAUAUAAUUACUCCGAGGUCUGGAGAAAUUGUUAUAUAAUUGCACAUGUAAAUUAAAUAAUCAAAGUGGAAGUGAAUUUUAAAAUUUAUGGAAAAGGCAUUUUUUAUAUAGAAGCCUUCUAGAGUGUCUCUUUUAUGUUGCCAUGGGAACAAAUCAGAUUAUGUUUGGGGUGCAUACGCUUUAGUGGUUCAUGUCUUCUGACAGAUAGAAGUUACUGAAGUUAAUGAACGUCCAGAAUAUCAUAACCAGGUUGUUCCAGUAUUUUCAAAAUGGAAUCCAUUUAGCCUUUUCCUGCUAUACUAAAACUUGUCAGUGUGGGAAUUAUGAGUUCUUGAAGAAAUGGAGAAAAAUCCCAUUAUUAUCAAGUAGUUUGACAAAGGAGGAAAAAUCGUAGUCUUGACUUGUGACACCUACUGCCAAGCAUCCCGAAGAUAUAUAGUGGAUCAUUACAUCUCUGUCCAAUACCUUGAGGACCUCACUAAAACCUUUUUGACAAUCUUGUUUUUAUUGGAGUUUAAGGUAGUUGUUACAUAACACAUAACAUAUACAGCUAACAAUAAGUUGUAGGCAAGUUGUGUGUCGCAAUUACCCUUACAUCAGCUUUAUAAUGAAACCCCCUCCCCCCGCCCCCCCUCACAUUGGUAUCUCUAUCUUCUGUAUUCUCUAUCUCCUAACUUUUGUCUUUUCCCCUUCUUUUCCCCAUCCCUCCCCUUCUUAACUAGUGUCUGGCUUGCAGUGUGUAGUUCUAGGUCCACUAUGUAUUCUUUUGUACGUAAUCCACUUUGAUCUCGUGUGUUAGUCUCAGUGUCUGGUCUUUCUUUGACCGUGGGUUAUAUCCUCCCCAUGUCCUGCUCGUCAAGCCAUGAGGCGUGUGCAACUGCCUAUGAAAGGUUGAUGCGGUCCCUGUGCCUAGCGUCCGCGCUGCUGUGGCAAGCAAGGCUUAAGAUGUAUGGGCUUUACUCUGCGGUGUGGGCAACCUAUAGUAAUUGCUAUACUUUAUCCUUCCUUGUGCAUUUUAGUUGCUAUUUUCUAGUUUGUGUCUCCGUCGAUAGUUUUAGGAUGUGUGGCUGCAGGUGGCCUUUAGCUAGUCUUUUGACAUCGGCUUGGUCAAGCUGUCUGGGCUUGUAUGUCGGGCAUGAGCACUAGUCUCAGUGUCCAGUGUAGUCUACCUAGAUGCAUUGGUUGACCGUCGAUGGCGGUUGUGUGAUUAUCGUGGUUCCUUGUGUCGUUGCGGAGUCGUCUUUCUGGCCGUUUGUGCUUCUUUCCCUAUUUGUCCGUGUGUUCCCCAAUGUUCGUUGGGGUGUGGAUUGUGUUGUCUAGAGUAAGUCCGCCCCCAUCCCUUCCCUCCUCCCCCCCGCUGCCACCAGGUCUCCCCCCGUAUUCGUCUGUGUUGCCGUUUCUGGCCCCCACCCCCAUGUGUCUCAGCCCCGACCCUACCUGCUUCCUAGUUCGUGUGACUUGGGCAUCCCUUGCCACCUUGGCCUCCCCCCCUCCCGCCCCCCCCUCUCCUUCCUCGGGGUGAACUUCCAGAGGUCGCUCUGGGUUUUGCGAGUUUUAUCUGUCCGUCUAUUAGUGGUUGAUUAGGGUGUCUGUGUUAGGCAUGUGUUGUGUGUUGUGUUCUUGUGGUCCAUGUCUUCUGACUCGUUGUUUCCACUGUUUUGAUGCGGUCUCGUGCUGCACGUCAAUUGUUCUGUCUGUUAUGUAGUUUAUGUGUGACUCCUGUCGUGUGUUGAGGGGGAGAGGGAACUAGGGCAGGGGGAAGAAGCAGCAGAUGCCCGUGAGUUUUCGUCACCGCGGCAGUCCGAUAAGGCUGCCCGCACCGCGACAGCCACGGUGCCCCCCCCCCCGCACCCCACUCCGCCUCGUCCUCUUAGCCAUAUAGUCCAUCCACGGAAACCAAGUUGUGGCGCAUAUUUCCGUACGUCCCUGCAGGGAGGCCGUCAUCAUUUCCAUGUUAUAUAUAUUUUCCACCCUGUCAACCCAUUGUUGGAAGGUAGGCGCCGUACGGCUUUUCCAGUGUGUCGGUAUUAGUGUUUUCGCAGCUGUGAGCAAGUGUAUGGUCAGGCCCUUUUUGUAUUUCAGCAGCGGUGUUUGCGUGUGAUUGAGCAGCAUCGUCAGGGGCUUCAGCGGAAGGUCUGCAUCAGUGAUUUCUCUAAUUGUUUGGUGGAUCUGCCGCCAGAAUGGCUCUAUAAGUGAACACGACCACCAGAUAUGAAGCCUCGUGUCCGGUUCUCUUCCACAUCUCCAGCAUUCCCCGGGUUUUGACUCGUGCACAUGGCGUAGGAUAUCUGGGGUCCUAUGCCAGCCAGUCAGUAUUUUAUAAUUACAUUCCUGAUAUUUGGAGCAUAUGCUUCCUCUGUGCGUCAAUUGGAAAAUCUUGUCGCAUUCGAUGUCCAUGAGUGUUGUUCCCGUCUCCUGCUCCCAGUGUUCCGUGAAGCCAAGGGGGGUCCUGCCUUCCUGCUGCUGAAGCAUGGCAUACAACGUUGAUACCCUGUGCAUGAGGUGCCGCCUAUCCAUGCAUGUCUGUUCCAGAGGUAGCAGCGGUCGGUGUAUGUGGUCUUUUCCCGGUAAGGAGGUGUAGUACGUUCGAAGUUGAUAAUAGCGGAAUUCAUCCAGUCUUGUCUGGCUAUGCUCUGGUACCAGUUCCUUUAGAGGUUUAAGUGUUGAGUCUGUGCACCAUUGCCGCAGGUAUGUCCAAUCCGACGCAGGGAAGUUCUUUAGGUCUGCAGAGUUAAGCCCUCUUGCCAUUCUUGGGUUGUUGGUUAUGGGGUAAGCGGGUUUGGUACCGUAGUGAGUUGUUUGGCGUAUCUAAUCUUACACCAUACUCGCAGUGUGGAGUCGAUCAUCGGGUUUCCUGUGCGUAUGUCUCCCAGAACUGUACCACCUAGCGACAGCAGGGAGGGGAACCGUCCCUGUGCCUGCUGCAUCUCCAUGUCAACCCACUGUUUGGUGGACGGCUUUGUGUGCCAGUCCACUAAUCGGCAGAGGUGGGUCGCCUGAUAGUAGGAGAGUACCGACGGAAGUCCUGUUCCUCCUGCGUUUUUCGGCCGCUCCAGGAUUGUCCUACGAAUACGUGCCUGUCCCUGGUUCCAGACAAAUUUCCGUAUGAUGGUUGCUAGGGAUUGGAAGAAUAACCGCGGGAUAGUCGUAGGCAGCGCCUGGAACAGGUAUAAGAUUUGUGGCAUAACGUUCAUCUUUAUAGCAUUAAUCCGCCCAAACCAUGAGAUGUACUGAGAUGUCCAUUUUUUCAGGUCCCUUUGUAGGAUCGUGAGGAGGGGUGUAAAGUUCAGGGGAUAUAUGUGCUUGAGCUCGUUUGGUAACCAGAUUCCCAGAUACCUGAGUUUUGACUGGCAUAGCCUGAACGGGAAGUGCAUUUGGAGGUGUUGCAACAUGGCGUUGCCCGGGGCCAACGGCAUCGCUUCUGAUUUAUCCAAGUUGAGUGCAAGGUUGGAGACUGCGGAGUACUCCUUGAAUGCUUCCAGCAGGUUCGGGUUUUGAUACCCGUGGUUGAUCCAGGAAAAAGACCAUGUCGUCCGCAUAAGCCGCUACUCGAUGUUCUCCCUGGCCUACACGGAACCCCGUAAUACCCCCGUCUGACCGCCUCCAGAAAGGGUUCUAGAGUGAGGGCAAACAGAAGGGGGGACAGGGGACAGCCCUGCCUCGUGCCAUUGUACCAUAAACGGUUCGGUGAUGUUGUCCGAACCCCAUGUGCCGCAUAGAUUCCAUAAGAAACGUCCAGUCCACGCAGACAAACGCCUUUUUUGGCGUCCGUGGAAAGGAGCACCAGAUCUCGCUUGUUGGCCUUCGCCACGUGGAUCACAUUUAGGGCUCGGAUUGUAUUAUCCUUCUUUUUGUAUUGUAUUAGCCUCUCUUCCUGGAAUAAAACCGACCUGGUCGGGGUGGAUGAGGUUGGGCGCCACCCGGGCGACCCUUAGCGCCAUGGCCUUGGCAAAUACUUUCAGAUCGGCAUUCAAUAACGAUAUUGGCCUGUAACUCGCGCAAUUUGUGGGAUCCUUACCCUCUUUUGGAAUGAGUGCAACGGUUGCUCUCAGUAUGUCUGUAGGAAACUGUCCUUACGUACGCAACGAGUUGAAGCCCUCCAAGAGUCUCGGCAGAAGGAUGUCCUUGAACGUGCGUAAGUACGUUACUAUCAGACCAUCCGGGCCAAGUGCCCUGUGGGGUUUUGCCACUUUCAGUGCCCCCGCUAGCUCCUCAAGUGUCAGGGGUUGGUCCAGUUCGGCUUCUUGUUCCGGAGUCAGCUUGCGGGCGACAUGUCUGCCCAGGUAGGCGGCAACUCGUUCCUGGUGACGUCGUGUCUUGGAGUCCGAUCGGUUUCUUGUUUGAUCAUAUAGUGCCGCGUAAUAUUUGUGGAAUGCGUUCAGGAUGCCUUCGGGGAGGUGAGUGACUGUUUGCCCCUGUGUGCGAAUCUUAUGUAUAUGUCGCGCCCUUCGCUUCUCCUGGAGCAUUUUCGCGAGCAUUUUGCCGCAUUUGUUAGAAUGCUCGUAAAAGAACCUAGUUGUUUUUCGCGCAGUUUGGAGCUGGCCCUGGGCGAGUAUAGCGCGGAGCUCUCUACGUGUCUCCAUUAGGAGGAAGUAGGUCUGGUCGUCCAGCGUGCGUUUAUGUUCUUGCUCCAGUUCCACCACACGUCUGGACAGACGAACUAUGCGUGCAGUGCGCUCUCUUUUGCGCUUGGCGCUGAUGGCUAUGAGGUGUCCCCGGAUGACACACUUAUGUGCCUCCCAGAGCGUUAGUAGUGCAACUUCCGUUGAGCUAUUGGUCGUGAAAUAGUCGGUCAAAUUUUAUGUUACCGUGGUAGUCAGGGCGGGAUCAUCUAGGAGGGUCUCGUUUAGUCUCCAUUGCCUUUCCGUGGGUUUGAAUAGUGGGGCACUCGUGUGUGCUAUCAUCGGUGCGUGGUCAGAUUGUUCUAUGCUCCCUAUCUCCGAGCCCUGCAAUACCGACAGAUAUUCUUGUGCGAGGAAUAUGUAGUCUAUUCGGCUGUAAUGUGCACGGACGGUCGAGUAAUUAGUGUAGUCUCUGUCUUCAGGAUGACUCGCCCUCCAGCAAUCCACCAAUCCCGUUUUAUGCAGUGAGCGUAACGUUGCCUGUAGGCAGUGUGCGGGGAUCAGGCGAAGCCCCUGGAAGUGUCCAGGCGUGGGUCCAGUGGAAGAUUUAGGUCUCCCGCUACCACCAGCAGUCCCUCCCUCACUAAAACCUUUUUGGUCACUAUUCUAAAAUGUGUUUAUUAAGGUAUAACAUAAGGAUUUAUUAGUGAAAGAGAGAAAAACAUUCACCAUCAAGUUAAACCCCAAAGUGUUUUAUUACCACAUACCACCAGUGACGUACUAAGUGGGCUGCUGGGGGAGAGGAGGGAGUGGUCCGCCCCUGGUGCCACCAGGUAGGGGGUGCCAUGAUCCUGGUCUGGGUGUUGGAGGGGUAUGUGUGAGCUGUGCCUGAUGGCAGCUGCGGUGCCUGAUGACCAGCACAGCUCACACACGCAGAGACCAGCAAUAACCAGCUGAACAGGCCGCACGGAAGGAAAGUUGGGGUGAAGCUAAGAAAAGUUGGGGGUGGAGCCAAACCGGCAGCAGGGUGGUUCUUACCUCGGCCCUUACCUACUGCUGUUACUGCUGCACAUGGAGUUGCAGCAAGGAGGAAUACCUGCUUUUCCAACUAACAGGCUCCAAGGAAGGACUUCAGUGAAUCCACACCUCCUCCAGCCCACUGUCUGUAAGUAAGAGGUUGUGUGUGUGACUGCCUGCCUGUAAAUGUGUGUGUGUGUGUGUGUGUGUGUGUUAGACUGUCUACUUGCCUGUAACUGUGUGUAUGUGUGAGACUGUCUGCCUGCAUGUAACUGUGUGUUUGUGUGUGUGUAAAUGUCUGCCAGUAACCGUGUGUGUGGCAGACUGUCUGCCUGCCUGUGUGUGUGUGUGAGACUACCUGUGACUGUGUGUGACUGUCUGCCUGUGACUGUGUGUGACUGUCUGCCUGUGAGUGUGUGUGACUGUAACUGUGUGUGACUGUAUAUGUGAUUGUCUGGCUACGACUGUGUUUGACUACCAGUAACUUACUGUGUGUGUAACUGUCUGCCUAUAACUUUGUGUGUGACUGUCUGCAUGGGACUAUGUGUGUGUGACUGUCUGCAUGUGACUGUUAGAUGUUGCCUGUAACCAUGUGUGUGACUGUCUGUGACUGUCUACCUGUAACUGUGUGUGACUGUAACUAUGUGUGUGUUACUGUCUGCCUGUGACCGUGUGUGUGUGACUGUAUGUGUGACUGUCUGCCUGUAACUGUGUGCGUGACUGCCUGGCUAUAACUGUGUAUGACUGCUUGGAACUGUGUGUGUAACUGUCUGCCUGUAACUGUGUGUGUCACUGCCUGUGACUGUAUGUGUGACUGUCUGCAUGUGUCACGUAUUCAUCCGCUUAUAAAAAUGUGCUUAAUGACAUUUACUGUCCACACAGGAAAAGUUGUGCCGAGCAGCAACCUAAUCCACAGAAGGGUUAAUGCUGAGCAGCAAUUAUGCAAAUGAAACCUGGUAACUGACUUUGGGGUCAAAGGCCGGUUACAGCCUAUCAGAUCUAGAGGAGCGGUAUUUAGGCCCAGUUCUCAUCCUGCUCAGUGCCCUGUUGUGGUUUCCCUUGUGGUUGUCUGAGAGCGCGUUCCUGUUUAGUUUUCUACCUGGUUUUUGACUUUGGCUUUGUUUAUUGACUUCUCUAUAUUCUGGUAUCCUGACUCCUGGCUUUCCUCAUCGUUGCAUCCCUUUCUGUGUUCCCUGACCUCGGCUAGUAUUUUUGACUAUUCUAUGUACGUUAAAUCCAGCUAUUCUAAGGACCGGUAAUACGUUACUUAUUUGUCAUCCGUGCUAUACAGUUCUACGUGCUGGAUCAAACAGUAAUCCUGACAGCAUGUGACUGUGUGCGUGUGACUUUCUGCCUGUAACUGUGUGUGUGACUGUAUGCCUGUAACUGUGUGUGUGGGGUGCAGGGGUUUGUAGGAGAGGGGCAGGACAGGGGUUUUGUAGAAGGAACUGAUAGGGGUUUUACAAAGUUUACAAAUUGUGCAAUACAUAAAAAAAAAAGAAAACGUAAAAAAAAAUUAAGGUUUAUUUAUUUUUAUUUUUUUGUGGAGGGGGGGAUGACAAACAGAUGACCCGCCCCGGGUGGCAAAUGCUCUAGGUGCACCCCUGACUGCAAGACAAUUUCAUUUGGAUUUUAUUGGAUGUAUCUUUCCUUCAUGUUUGCAAUCCCCAAAUCAAAUGGUCUUGAAUAACUUAGCAAUUACUUGGUACAGUGUUUUAGCUUUCUUGAGCCAUUAUAUCGCAAUUUGUCAAUUGUUCUGAAUUUGUUAUGUGUCACAACUUUUUAGAUUUCGAAGGGUCUUACUACCAUCAGAGAUGUGGCAUUGGUGGUCUCUACAAGGGUUGGUGGGAGUGGUACCCCAUCUUUAAUGUUGGUAACCCAUUUCAAAAUGUACUAUUACUUGUGUUACCUUGUCAACCUGCUACUAAUGUGGUUCAAAGUUUUCCAAUAUAUUAACGCAUUUAUAAACUAAUUAAACAACAAUAAUUGGAAUUUAAAGUUCAUGACAAAUAUCAUUAUCUCAUUUCUGAAUCUUAACCUAAUUAGUUCCAAAAUGUCAUACAUACAGAAAAAAAUCUGAAAAAUAUGCAGGCAGUUCUAUUUUGCAUGCAUAAAGUUGUCAUCCAUUUAUGCACAAAUUGCUUUGACUUUAUAACUUUUGAAAAUCAUGCCCAGGACUUAAAAACAUCAAUUAAAACAACUGAGUUAUUCUCCUGAAUGUAUUAACAAAGCAUAUCCUAUAGCUAAAAGUAAGAAUAGAACAGAUCUGAUAAAGGAUGACAAACAUUCACUUAAAUGUAGAAAUCAAUGAAGUGAAAACAAAUCCCCCGUCUUUGUAACUGAAUGCAGCAGGGAGUUUAAAGAGAUCACAAAAAAAUCAUUACAGAACACUCUUCACAGUUCUCACGUUGAAUCCCUUCGAUGCGGAAAUAUUGCAGAAUAAUGUCCAGUGUAUUUUCAGGAAAAUUAAAGCAUUGGGCUCAAGACUGUUACCAAGCCAUUUUUUGGAUAUUGACAGAGACUUGGCUCGAGUAUGUGGGAAUGUCUCAUUGUGGAUCCAGGAAAUCUUGAGUACAAAAUGAGUAAAAAAUUUGUCUCAGUCAGAUCCUAUAUAAAUUGUAAUUUAGCAUGUGUAAUGUAUUUCAGAACCUUUAAACUCUGUAAGAACCAAUAUGUGGCCUUCAAUUUAUGAACCUUGAAGGAGAAGAUAAGAGAACAUCACAUGGACACGAGUACGAUCUCCACUAUUUGUAUCCACAAGCAUUUUAGUAAAUGUUUAGGUAGUUUUAAGUUUUCCUUUCAGGUGAUUAAAAACAAAUGAACAUUCAUCUAUGUAAAGAAAACCAAAAAUGUGUUACUAACGCAAAGUCUGUAUCUUUACAAUUCAGACCGAGUAACUAAAGGAUGUUAGUUAUGAGCAGGACCUUAAAGGACCACUCUAGGCACCCAGCUCACUUCAGCUAGGGUUAACCCAUUUUUUUAUAAACAUAGCAGUUUCAGAGAAACUGCUAUGUUUACAAAUGGGUUAAUCCUUCCUCCAAUUCGUCUAGCGGCUGUCUCAUUGACAACCGCUAGAGGCGCUUGCGUGAUUCUCACUGUGAAAAUCACAGUGAGAGCACGCAAGCGUCCAUAGGAAAGCAUUUUAAAUGCUUUCCUAUGCGACCGGCUGGAUGCGCGCGCAGCUCUUGCCGCGCAUGCGCAUUCAGCCGAAUGGGAGGAACGGAGGAGGAUCGGAGGAGGAGAGCUCCCCGCCCAGCGCUGGAAAAAGGUAAGUUUUUACCCCUUUCCUCUCCCCAGAGCCGGGCGGGAGGGUGUUUUAGAUUAUUUCUACCACUUCGUCUUUAUUAUUAUUUUUUUUUAAUUGUUCUUUUUUUCUAUAAUGUCUAAGUCAGAAAAUGUUGAGAUUUUGUAUAACAGGGCUAUAUUGGUCUAAAGUUUGCAAUUUGGUCACCAAUGCACAAUGGCUCACUAUUAGUAUACUAUAUAGUCAACAGAAUUAUCUAGGAUUAUAAUCAGUCCUCAUCUUUUCAACAAACGUCAUGUAAAGCAGAACAACAACAACUUUUAGUAGGCUGUAAGCUUUCAUUAACAUAUCAUACUUUGCGAAUUUGUGAUGGUCAUAGCCCUUCAGCUUAAAAGUCAUUCGUAUGUUUUAUUCUUGAUUUAUUUUAUUUUCCUCUUGUAUAAAUUACUGUGUUCACUGAAUUUUUUACACACAACAGUUGGUCAGUGUAACCAUCUGAAUGACGGACAGCAUCUUGAGAAGCACUGUGGAUCUGCGCUCAAUGCAUUUAAAUUUCAGCUUUGCAGGGAAGAAAGACCAGAGUGUGUCCUCCGCCCCCACCCCGAUAUAUUAUUGAUAUGGUCACCGGCAGGGGAAAUUCAGCCUUAGUUAGUACUUACUACUGAGUGCUCUUUGAACCUUCCAGGCUUGCAGUGAGAAGCAAUUCAUUUUUUAAUUUUGAGCCCUGGUUAUGGCAAAACAGCUUUGCAUAGAUUAAUAUGUGCUACAAUGUAUCAAUAGUGAUAUUUUCCUGCUAGUUCCCAAUGUUUGUUUCUGAUAUCAUUAAAAUCUUGCCCCCUUAGACCGUGUGCUGCUAGAAAAUUCCCUACAUAUUUAGCCUUAAUACACACAGCCUUGCCAUAAAAUUGGCAGGACAUUAAUUUUGAAACAGGAUCUUGAAUUGACUGGUUUGUUAUGAGUGGACCUUAUGGGGUUAAGUAUAUUUCAAAAGCAUGUCCUAAUUAAAAGCCUCUGGUGAAUUUGUGACCCACUGUGAAAUGUUCUGGGAUUAAAUUGUAAAACAAACACUAAUCCCUUGUUUAAAUUAAAUAUAGAUUAUGGUCUAGAAGGCAGAUGUUAACAUUAAAAUCCCUGCAUAAAAACUGCCAUUUUAACUAAUACCAUGAAAAGUUGGGGUGGGCGGUGGGGGGCAGAGGACGUGAAAAUCUAAAUGCUCCUCUUGAAGCCUUCAGAAAAUAAUUCGGAACUAGCACUCUGCUUUAUGGCUGUUUUCCAGGAUGUUUGUGACGAAGCAAGAUUUUAAUCUGUUUUUUUUUGGGGGGGGAAAUAACAUUUUUAUGAAAAUAACAUUUAUUGCACUCGAUAAAAAAGAAAUCUGUUGAACGUAAGGGGAAAACACAAAGCAGGAAUACCAUUUUAUGUCACGAACAGAAGGGUAAACAUAUUAUGGAAGACCCUUGAGUAUGUGACUCAUGUUUUUCCUGCAGAAUGUGAGCCUGGAAGGCAAACAACAGGAAAAUAUCAAGGUGCAAGUUCUAGGCUGAUAAUCUGUGCGAUGACUCAAAACGCUGGGAGCAUUAAAGCAGAAAAUUGAUAAUAUACUUACCAUUUUUUUCCUGGCUAAACAUGGCAGUAUCGCUUUUGAGUAGCUAUUCAAUGUGGCCUGAGAAACAGGAAAGAUUCAUUAAACAAUGAAACAAUUAAAAACUAAUAAAAUCCCCCUCCUCUCUGAGCUCCCAAGUCUGGUUAGUAAGCUGCAUAGAAUCAAACCAGAAGGGAGUGUGCGUGAUGAUGUCAUGUAACAUAGCCAGGAAAAGAAAAAUUUGGUAAGUAUGUCAUCAAUUUUCUGCUUUCUUUUUUAAACAUGGAAGCAUCAAUUAUGGGUACUACCCAAGCUCCACUGAAGGAAAGAGAUUUCUAUGAAAAAACAAACUUAAUAAGUCACGAAGGACCACUGAGAGAAGAAUACUUCUAACAAAAUGAAUAUGGCCUGAGGAAGCAAGGUCACGUUUGUGGAAACCGGCUUACUCUUCCCGUGACAUUGAUGGUGCUUAGAGGGACAUGCAUCACUUGACAAUUAUUUUUGAAAACCUGCAAGCAAACAAUUUAAAACAAAUAUACAAACCAAAGUAAAGACAGAAAAACUUUGGAAUGUAUGUAAUAAACGUUUAUAAAUUUGGUCAGAUUGCAUUGUUGGACACACCUCUCAGCUAGGGGAGGCUCUUCAGCCUACCCCCUCACCCUUUUACUCACCGUUACAGUUUCAGAUCAGUUCACUACUGACAGAAUCUGGGCUCCAUUAUGCAGCAGCAAGAGAGAGAAACCCGAAACCAGAGACUGCUCUGCAUGAAUCACACUGAUCAGACUGUCAGGAUGUUGGUGAAGAGAUUGUGUCAAUCUGUCAGCCAAGGCCAAUACACUUUUCCAGCAGUCCUAGGGAUAGGACACUGAUUGGUUCGCUCAGUGUCCAUCCUGGAGGUGUGGAAAGCAUAAGAAUGAAGAAUCAGGUAAAUCUAAAAAAUUUUUUAUCAUAUUUACCUUCUUUUUUCAGCCUGCAGCCUGAGGUGACUGUCUCAUUCAAAGCUAAAGCUUUUGAAUGAGAUAGAUGUUUUAAGAAGAUGCAUAUCCCUUUAAACUUAUCUUUAUUAUACCCAGUAAAAUGUAAAAUAAUGUAGAAAAAUUUACCUACCGGCUGUGCAAUAUUAUAUAUUGGAAGUCCAGGGGCUUAAUGACCUUAUACACUUUAUGCAUGUUUUACUCUUAAAGGGUUACUAUAAGCAACAUGACCAAUUUAUUAAUUUGAAGUGAUCAUAGUGCCUGAAGUCUCCACCUCCGGCAGCAUCAUUAGCCAGCUCAGAGUAAAGUUCUCAGCUGGCUAAUAUCAAUUCUGUGCAAAAUUGGCUUCUGAUGCCAGAAUGCACAGAAUGCUGCCGCCAGACAGCCAGUGGCACAAUGGAAUGACCCUAACUGUGCUGCAUCUGUCCUUCCAUCAGUACAUCCUCCCUCACUAUCCUCCACUAUGAGGGAAGUUAUGUUAACCAAGAAAGAUCUGUCUGAGAGGAGCUUGGGCUUUGCAAUGGAUUGCAGGUGAGUUUUAGCAUGUUUUUUUUUCCUAUGGGGGGUCAGACCACCUGAUUAACCAAAACCAGUGUUCAUUGUUAUGAAAACAGUGUUUUUUUGGUUGGAUGAACCCUUUAAUAAAAAGCAUUGGUUGGAUGCCCCUCAUCCUGAUAGUAGUUGGGUGUGGGCAUUAGCACAAAUGUAGUAAUAUAAAAAAAUAUAUACUUACCAUCUUCUUCGAAUUCAUCUUCUCAUCAGCCCAUAAAAAAAGGUUAAAAAAAAAAUCCAUAAUAGCACAACGCAACUAUUGAAAAGAAGAUUCGCAAGAAACUUGAUGAGAGAAAAACAAAUACCUGAUGCAACAAAAACUAGAUCGAUCUUGGCCCCGCAAGGACUGUGCGCAAAAUGAGCUUCAAGGUGUGAGAAGCCCAUCUAAAGACUGAAGCUCAUUCUGUGCAGAGCCCUUGAGAAUAUCUAUUUUUGUUGCACCAAACCCCGUUAUAUUAUAUUUAGAGCCUCCACUCACCACCUAUGUUUAAAACAGCCGUUUCUAUUAAUAAGGGACGGAGGGGACAUAUUGUUUUUUGUAACUUUAAUAUGGUAGCUGACUAGCAAGCACUGAUGAGCUGGCACAUAAUUAACCUUAGCACCAUUGAGGUCUUUUUUAAAAAAACUAUUUGCCCUCCUGGCUGCUAGCAGUUGAAGCAAGCAAAUAGUACUUUUACAAAAAGCAAGUGAGCGAUAAUUUGUGAAUGUGCAUCCUGCCAGAUGCAUUCUGUCACAAAUUUUUUUUUUUUAAUAAUUGAUUUAUUAAUAUUCAGUAUCCUAUAUUUGUAUAGGGUUUGAAUGCUAAAGCAUCUAUACAUGGAUUGCACCCAGCUGAUGCAGAUUCAGUCGGGCUGGUCGAGUUCCGAACAGUCAAAUUUGGACAUUUUCAUCAGAUUUUGUCUGGGUGGUUAAUUUUUCUCUAGAUAAUUAAUAAAGUGUUUAGUGAAAUAUCUUGUAAGUGACUCAUGCAAGUCAAAUUUGGCCACCAAUUAAAUGCCUUAAAUUUGUUAGACAUUAGGGGUUGUAUGAAUUGUUUGUAGAGCUGUCUAGGGAUAAAUUGGUUAUAUUAUUCCUUAAUUAUAUCUGAUGAUACUUUAGGCUUGUGGAGAACAGGGUGACAUUUAAUCUUGUAUGCAAUUAUCUUUAUUCAUGAUCAGACGCAGUCUCAGUUCCGGCCUUGCUGAGCGAGAACACACAGCUCUCAGUGAAUAUAAACAUGUUAUAUCUUCUGUGUAGACGUAUUCUAGUAUGCAUGAUAGCCAUAAUCAGUAUGGUUUCUAUAGCACUACUUGAUAGAGAACCACGAGAUUAGGCUUACAUAGUACUAAUUGGCUUUGGAAAUAGAAAUUACUAUUUAUGUUAGGAAACAAGGCCCCCUCUUGUAUUAGUAACAUAUACUUGGUUUGAAAAUAAACAGUAGAAUAUUUUUUAUACAUUUAUUAAUGCGCAACAUGUAGUUAUGCCUCCCAGUGUAUACAGAGACCAUCGGUUCAAGAAAUAGGUUGCGGUAAAUUUGAGAUAAUUAUAUUGAUUUGCAUUCAAAGAAAAUUAAGCGUUCUCUUAUAUAAAUGAAAUGUUUUGGUUACUGAAGUAAUGUGGGGGUUGUACUGUGCGAGGCCUGAAAACCCUGCAGCUUUUGUCAUUUGUUUCUGCUGAUAAUGUGUUAUCGACGUGUGGCUCAGUUUUACAGCCUUAAAACCACUCAAUAAUAGUGUUGCAUCAGAAAAAAAAAAAGUUUCUUUCUUCUUCUACCUGCUUAUAGUAUAAAAAAACUCAAUGAUUGUUAUCCAAUCCAUGGAGCCCAUGGAGGGGCAUACGGAUUCUCUUUCUGGUUUCAUGCUGAGCCGAAAAAUAGGUAGAGAAUCCUACGGGAGGAAAAACUGGCAUUGACCAACGAGUCUGUUAGAUGGACCUAGUUUUGGGAGCUGCACAGAAAAGGAUGGCCCACUGAAAAUGGCUGAAACAGUAACUCCAAAGGAGGGCAGUAUGAAUUGGUCAGAUAAAUUAUUUCUAAAUAUGCAAUGGAGCAUAAUAUCUGGCACUCCUUAUAAUCUGUAGGGGUCAGUGUUAGUCCUGGGUACAGUUUUAAAUUGAUCCAUCUAAGUGAUCCGCCUUGAUAAGUGUUGGAUUAUGGGCAUGCAUAAUGGAAAGAAUACAAUAGAUCAUUAACUGUUAAACCAGAGUAAAAUGUGAGACCCCAGCGUUCCAUGUGAGAUACUAUGUAUGGAGCACAGUACAGAAAGAAUCAGGACUAGCUUUCAGUCUUGGACUUUUAUUGAUAUGGGGCUUUACAGGCACAUCUCCUCCAACUCAACCCUAAACCUCUAUAUAACCCACUCUGCUUUCUUUCCUGAACUGUGUCAUCUAAAAAACUAAAACUUGAUUGUAAACCUUAUUUUCUCAUACAUUAAAUACAUGUUAUUUUACCCUACUCCUGAUAGAAUGUAUGGACAGAACCCUCGGCACCUUCUGCUCCUGUACGUCCAACUUGUUGUUUUGCAACUACUUGCUUAUUAGUCCAUUUAUUGUACAUUGCUGUGGUAUAUGUUGGCGCUUUGUAAAUAAUAGUAAGAAUCAUAAUGGUGGCUCUCUUUCCCGUAAGGCUAAUUUGCAUACCAAGGAUGCCAGUCCCAUCUCCUCCCUCUAGGCCUGAACUCCCGUCUGGUGUAUUAACAGACGCUGGGUGCUGCUAAACAGGGCCAUUAUAUAGCUCUGCUUUAAUGGAGACAAGGACGUGCGUGCGGCAUCAUGCAGAUGUAACACACACGUUUUGAUGUCACAUGACUGUUUAUAUUAGUGCAGUGUCCUGUCGUAGUUUACCUUGUUGUUAUCUAAGAGUGCGUUACAUUGAUGAAUUCUUUGUAUUUUUACCCCGUUUUGUACCUUAACUGUUCUACCUUCUGCAUUCCUUGAUAUCUGGCUUGUCUUACCAUUUACAUACGCUCUGUCUCCCUGACAUGGCCUAUUCUGUUCUAUUCUAUGUAUUACCAUUAAGUCCGGCCAUUCUACAGUCCAGUAAUAUGCUUUAGUAUGCUGAUAAUAUUUUAUUUUUUUGUUAACUUACAUUGGGUAUUAGUUAAAUCCUGACACUAAUUAAUAAACACGAAUAGAAGGGAUGUGUUCUAGAAAUAGAACUAUAUAAGCAGAGGUCAAAGUGUAUGGUCGUCCUGCUAGGUAUAAAUUCACCCCUCCUGAAUGUGCAAUGAACCUCCAGGCUUACAGUCGUCAGUAACUUUUAAGACCUGCCCAUUAGUUUAGGAUUUAAAAUUUGAAACAUAUAUCUCUGUUCUAUAUCAAGCACAUCAGGAAACAUAAAAAAAUUGAACAAACAGUAUGUUACAUUCAAGCCGCUGGCGGAACUACCACAGUCACAGGGGUCGCAGCUGCGACCAGGCCCAACAUUCCAGGGGGCCCAGCCGCUCUGUAGACCCCUGCGACUGAGGUGCCCGCGGAAAAAACGCUGGGGCCACAUUGAAGGAGCCCAUCAGGUUGCCCAUGCUCCUGGGGCCACUCGAUGGCAAUGGAUUUCCUGGGACCCGGUCAGCGCUGCAGCGCUUUAGGAGCGCGACUGGGCCCCAGUGAUGAUGUCAGAGCUGGGAGGAAGCCGCGCAGGAGGAGAGGAGGGAGUCAGAGUGGGAGCUCUGACUCCCAUCAGUUUUUAACAGUUUGUGUGUGUGAUAGAGAAUGUCUGUAUCAGUAUAUCUAUGUGUGUAUCUGUUUGUCUGUAUUUACGUGUUACUGUGUGUAUGUGUGUGUCUGUAUGUAUGUGUCUCUGUGUGUGUCUGUAUGUGUGUGUGUGUCUACAUGUCUGUGUGUAUGUAUGUAUGUGUGUGUGUGUCUGUAUGUAUGGGUCUCUGUGUGUAUGUGUGUGUGUUUGUAUGUAUAUAUAUAUAUGCGUGUCUGUAUGUAUGUAUUUGUGUGUAUGUAUGUGUGUUUGUGUGUAUGUGUGUGUCAACAUGUAUGUGUGUCUGUGUGUGUGUCGGCGUAUCUGUUUGUCUGCAUGUGUGUGGGGGGGGUGUGGACGUAUGGGAUUGGGAGUAGAUGUAUGGGGGUGGGGACGUAUGUGGUUGGGGGGGUAGAUGUAUGGGAGGGGCCCCAGGGCAAUUUUUGCACCGGGGCCUUGUGGUUUCUUAUUACGCCUCUGAUUCAAGCACAUUACUGUUUCCAUGUCUAGAUUUCUUUUUUAUGUUUUGGAAGGAUUCCAGAAGUAAUGGAUGAACACAUUACCAGCUGCUUGGCAUCAACCUGCCUUUUCUGAAUCCACGAGAGUGCUUCAGUGUGAAUGAGAAAUACAUUUGCACAUACACAUUAACAUUUCUCUGCUCUCAGAUGGAGCAAACGUAUUGUUUAUUAAACCACCACUACUGCAUUUCACUCUACUUUAAACAUAGUUCAAGGCUGUUACUGGCCUCUAGAACGAAAUCUGAUGGAGGUUUAGUAGACAAAAAAUCCCCAGCCAACUUCUACUCAAAUAACCUAUUACUUGCUUAAAAUAAAAAUGUGCAAAAACAAAAAGAGGAUUUAAUCAGGGAAGCCUUUUUUAAUCAACCAGAUGGUGAUUAAAUAGCGAAAAAUAAUAUAUUAUUUUGCUAGUUAAAUAUUCAAAUAUGGGAAUAUGACUCCAUCCUGUUGAUUACAUUUUCCCAGAGUUCGUGACUGUUACAAGGUACGCUUUCUCGGUUCUCUUGUUGCACACUGUUCAGUUUGCAGUCAUAUCAAAUAAGUAUUUGACUUAUGCGUAAUGGCAGCCUUAAGCUUAGAAUGUAGAGAGGACACCAUUACGUUAAUAACGAUGUACAAAAUAAAUUAUGGAAUAUUCAAUCACGAAGGGGAACUAAUAGAUUCUGUGGAUAUCCAUAUAUGAAUACAGACAGCGAUUAUUCUUCAUUGAGUCUGAACUUUUAUUCUUAAUAAUGUGAAAAAAAAUGAAAUUCCAGCCAAGGCACGUAUUGAAUGAGAGGAGGAGAAAUAGACACAUUGUGUCUGUUUCUCGUCUUGUACAUUCUUUGACCGAACAGGGCAGAGUGUAUAACAAAAACUGAUCCAAACAAAGGAGCCAAGGUGAAGGCAAUCCGUUUUAGGACAGAGGUAAAUGCAAAGUUGGGGAUUUUACUUUUAUUUAUUUUUUUCAGAUUUUACAAAUAUAUUUUUGUUUAUAAUAUAGGUGACAUUUUAACAUAUUAUUACAAAUCAUUAGUAGGGAGCAUUCCCCAAACUAUCUCUAAUGAGUUUUUUGGAAAAAUUAGUUUUCUCCAAAAAUAUGAAUUUAUCAUUUUGCAGAAAUAAUAAUUCAAAAAGGGAACAGAAUAUUCAUUAAGCAUUAAAGAUAAUCUGUAUUUUCCCAGAUGUGAAAGUUCUUCUUGCCCUCAUCCCAGUGAAUGCUACUUCAACGGUUACUAGGGUGUAGAGAGCAGUGGCACUAACGAAAAAACAUACUUACCUCAGUGGCACUUCUGUGGUCUGGGCACCGUCACCAACCCAUAAUGCCUCGGGUGUGUUUAUACGCAUUGGGACAUCUAAUGGAUAAAUUGUGUUCAUGUGCAUGAUCACCAGACUUUUUGUCCACCAUGCUUUCUCCUGGCGUACAGCACUGCAGUAGUUAACUCAUUUGCAUAUUUAGCCUGGUGUUGUGUGGCAAAACAUGCAAAUUAGAAUAAAAAGAUUCAGGAUUUAAAUGUUUCUCAACAAAAAUGUUUCAAUCCUAAUGUUAGCUCGUUGCUCUAAAAUUUUAAAAGGCACAGUUCCUCUUUAAGGCUGGCAUACCAUCAGUGGAGUUAUUUUCUACAAUAAUUGGGAGGUCUAUGUAUUGGUCAUCCCUGGUCUAAGUGGUAUUAGAAGUGAAAGUAGCUGUUAUUUUAUACUCUAUAUAAAUUUUCAUGUGUUUUAUGGACUAUAAGAAGGGUACCAGUUAUUUGACCAAAUAAUACAGUGAUGAGAUUUGCAUACUUACCAAAUGGGAGGUAUGAAACUGGUGUGAUGGGGGGUAGGCCUACAGUGGGUAUGCCAGUAACAAGACUUGCUUCACUGAGGAUGCCAAAUAUGGCCGGUCCACCUGAAAAGAGGACAGGGCCAUCCAAAACCCGAGCAUGCCAGACUGGUUUGCAUUCCGCAAAACACCAGAGACUAAACUCAGGAUGGCGGGAUAAGAAUGUCCCACCAAAUAUGGUAAGCAUGGAUUAAUGGAUAAUUUUCCUAUACUAAUUGUCCUGACGUGAUAAACAUGUACUGAGCUUAUCAAGGACCCAAAAACUAGAACUGCUGUGUUAUUUUUAGCUGUUAAUGGAAACAUUUGAUAUUCAGUACUCAGUGGUGAUUAAUUAACUAAGAAUUUUAAUGAACAAACUACAAGCGCUGAAUAAACAAAACUUCGAUUAAUCUUAUUAAAGUGUGUUAAAAAUUAAAAAAAAAUAUUAUUCCAAUGAAUAUCUAAGAUCACAUAGGAAAGAUUAUUUGUCCCUGCCAGGCAAUCGCAAAAAAAAAUAUUUAUUCAUGAAAUGCUGAUGUGUACAGAUUUAUUUUCGGAUAAAGUUACCUUAAUUGCAACCAUUGGUUAAUGUAAUGCAUCACAAACGCCAAAGAGCAGAUUCACUUAGGGAUAAAAAGUUGAAGACAUGAAUUAUUCCCUUUGACGGUGGAUUAAACAUGAAUAAAUAGCAAAACUAUACUAAACUAUACUCACUGCCUGGAAUUGUUGAGAUUUGUUUUUCAAUUCACCACACUGUGUUGGAUAAUGACUAAAAUGUAUCUGUGUUUUUCCUCACAUUAUAAUAUUCCCUAGAGAAUAGGGGAGUCUUUUGAAGGAGCGCUAUUUAGGUCAACCAUCUGUCCUCACAAUCCCUUCCAGAGUGUGUGUCAAAGAGCGGUUGUAAAACUUAAAAUCUGGCACUGAUAUAUGAAGACAUUUUUUGGCUGCCAAAGCAUGACUUCUGUUGUGUCUAGGAACCACGUAUACACAAUUAACUUGCUAAAUACAUCACUUACAUGAAAUACAUAUUUAAUUCCCCCCCCCCACCCCCAUACAUACUUGCUUAUAAAAUUAUAUACACACACACACGUAAAUAAAUUACUAGAAAUUCACACCCAUCACAAACACAUGUAUUUAAUGACAAAAUCUCACACGUACUCACAGGCAACCACUCAAAUUUACACUAAUUAAUUACAGGCAUACCCCAUUUUUAAGUACACAAUGGGACCAGAGCAUGUAUGUAAAAUGAAAAUGUACUUAAAGUGAAGCAAUACGUUUUUUACACUUCCCAAUGCAUGUCCAGCAUUGCAAUAGUAAUUUACAGGCAUAACUGAUACUGCAGCUGCAGAUUUCCAGUGAUGUUAUUACCAGUGAUUUAUUUAGUGAUUUCCAGUGGGCUUUUAUUCAGUUAAAACAAACAGUAGAAAAAAAUAGAAAAUAAAAAUCUCAUUCCAGAUUGUAUCAUUUAUCGUUCAUCUGACAACCUUAAACUGGGAGGAAAAGUAAAAUAAACCUGCCCACUGAGCCGUUUUCUGCCAAUCCAGUGCCAAUUUGUAUUUAUUAGCAGCUUAGUUGCACACUUAGUUUAGAAGCACCUCUUCAUCACUUUAAGCAUUUAUGGUUUAACUUUGAAUCCUCAGAAUUGUGGCUAAUGCAGCUAAUCUGCUAAGUCAUAGUUAUAGAAAAUGGCAGGGUAAACCCUUUCACUGGAUGGCAGCCAAUUGCAGAAUAUGGACAAUGUAUGGGCAGAAAAUAUAUAUAUAUAUGUUCAGCAAGGAGUAGACAUAAAUUUGAGAUGAUUAACCUGUGACAUGUCAGAAGGUGUGAAAAGUUCUUGCCCCAAUGACACUGAACUGAGCUGCUCCGGGCGAGAAUAGGACCUUCCAUUUACUGUUCACGCGCAAACAGUAGAGGCGCGGGAAUGUCUGUACUCGUGAGGCACCUUUAGGUACACUUGCGAGUAUGUCUGUACUCGUGAGUGUAUGUAAAGUGAGUGUAUGUAAAGUGAGUGUAUGUAAAGCGGGGUGUGCCUGUAUGCACCUUCUCCCCUCUGCUGCUUACCUUGUCAUGGUUGAGGAGCUCCAGCCUUCUUUCAUUAAUAGGGAGCGAAUAAGAGCAGUACACUGUGCAUCUGCCUUGUCUCUCCCUCAGCAUACCACACAUUAAACAGGGAAUUUAUGCUGGGUCAUGACUUCACAUCAUGAGACCCGCUAAAUGUAAAAUUGAGGCUGGUGCUACAGCCUCACCCAGGAGCACUAGGGAACUGUCCCUGGGCACCAGAGCGUGAACACUUUAUUAGACGCGAUUGCGGUGUGCAGCUGGCACUAAGACCAUUCAGAGAGCACUUUAGCAGGGCUCUCUGCAUCGUCCGGCCUAACAUCUGCCAUGCCCCUUCACUGGUGGGCCUGACUCUUUUAUUCAGACAGACCUACACGCUAUGGGGUCUAAUGGUGAUGUGAGUUGCAUCAAUGGCAACACCGUUCGGGGCCUGCUCCCAUUAUUUUGAUUGCAUACCUCCUCCCAGUGCUGGGAAGUAUAACAUUUGGAAACAACCACCUAAUAUAUACUUGUUUCCUGCAAGUUAGAACAAACGGGGUGUUAUAUACCAGGACAUACUUGAAAACGAGAGAAAUCUCAAUGUAUCUUUCUUGGUAAAAUAUUUUAUAAAUAAAUAAAUAUAAAAUGUUGGAGAUGCUUAGCAUCUCCUAGAAUUACCUUAUAAUAUCCUUUUCCAGCACUCAGUACACGAUGAAUUAGUGUAAAUGAGCAAGGAAUGCCUUAGUAGAGAUCAAAUGUCAGAUCAUUGAGGUGGGGUCUGCAGAGAACAUAGACUGGAUAUUAUUUUUCUUUGUAAUUGAAACUUUCUAAUUUGCUUUUGGUUUAUUUCCAGGUAACGCGAUGCAUAGUAGAAGUUCUGUCCAAUGCUUUGGCGAAACCCAAUGCUCCCCCGAUUGAUCCAGAAUGUAAAGAAAUCCUUAAAAAGAGUGAGUAUUGCAACUAACUGGAACCAGUGCUGAUAUGAAUGCCAUUAUUUAUUAAACCUCAAAUCGUUGGGAACUUACAAGAAAAAGUAAAAUUUAAGGUCAAUGCGGUUAAACUGAAAAAUUCUCUUUUCCCAGCCUCAUUAUUUUGGCUUGAAAUUUGAAUGUUUGAAUUCUUGAAUUAUAUUUCAAACCGGUUUACUCACAAAUGGAAAAAUAAUCCAGAAUUCGAAGUAAAUUUCAACUUUCAACUAAGUGGAAAAAUUCUCGAAAUCAGCUGUUUUCAGUGCCAGCUGUCUUGCCUGUCGUUACCUGUUAUAAGAUGUGCUGGUUGUUCAUGUUAAUAUAUUCUCAUUUGUCUCUGGUGUCUUUCUUUGUAAUUUAAAACAAACUGACAUCUAUUAAAAAACAUUUACUGGAAGCGUAGACAUCAGUUGAACAGAGUGUUGUUUGAUAAAACAAGGUAAAUUGUGACAUUGAUUGGUAACAAAUAUAAACACAUAUAGCUACAUUUGUAAGCUCACCCACUUUGCCUUAAAGGAACACUAUACCGUAUGGAAUACAAAACUGUAUUCCUAACACUAUAGUGUCACUCUGCCCAUAGCUGAAUGUCAGACGCCCUCAUUGUGUUGAAAGGGUUGAAAAGAUUUCAACAUUUACCUCAUUCCAGCACGAAGGUCUCUGGGCGGGGGUUCUGUCUCCUCCUCCUCUUUUGGCAUCAUGGCCAACUCAACUAGGCCUUCACAUUGGAAGCACUGAACCAAUGUUUUCCUAUGGGGGAUUAGAAAAAACUGGAUGUUCACUUGCAAAGCGUGAGGAUGUCCAGCGUUGUUUCAUAGAGUUAAACUCCGUGAAGCACCAGGAAGAGUCUCUAAUGGCUGUCUGGUAGUUGGCCACUAGGGGAGAGUUAACCCUGCAAUAUAAUUAUUGCAGUUUCGCUGAAACUGCUAUAUUUUACUUUGCAGGGUUAAGGGGACAAGGACAGUGCACCCAGACCACUUCAAUGAGAUUAUUUGGUCUGAGUGCCUAUAGAGUCCCUUUAAAUUUUCUAUUCCCAUCUUUAUAUAUUCUUAGAACCAAACAAAUCUCCUUUUGGGAGAGUGUGUGUUACAACAGAUGGGUUAGUGAAAAAGAUACAUGUAUAGCCGCUCUGUACACUAAUGUGGAUUACCCUUUAUUCCACAUGCAAUAGAUAUAACAAAGAAAUUUGGUAUAUAAUAUAAAUAUACACACCUAAAGUGGAGCGCUAUAAAUGUUGAGGAAUUACCUCACAGGGUCUUGAUUGGGUCGUAUACGUCACAUACAGAUAUGGAAGAUAAAAAUAUAUAAUGUAGUGCAGAUUGUAAAACACUUGUGCAAUUUCAAAUGAGGUAGAUAAAUGGAUCACUCACAUUUUCCAGAGCCUAUGUUUUGGCUCUGUAAAUUGGACCGGUAUGCUUUUUAGGGCAGCAUCCCACCACUAUUUCCUGCUGAAAUUUUUAUCUGGGAAUAUAAAAACAAUAGGAACAUCCAAUGUGUAGUAUAGUCAUUUCACAAAUAUUUCUGAUAGAAUGUAAAUAGGUAUUAUGCUCACCUGUUAUAGAGCCUUAAAAUUCUGGCUCUGAGGGUGGUAGGCUUUGUGCCACUCUAAAAGGGUUGGCACUUCCCCAAUUGAAGGUACUUGAGGCUUCUAUGGACUUAGUAGAAAAUGUAAUCUAUUUAUUAAUACAAAUAUGCUAAAAUGUAAAUAAAAAUGAAAUACAACGAUUAAGAUAAAAAGUCCUGGUUGCCGAUAUGUGUUUCACUCCUCCUGGAGCUUCCUCAGUCAGCUGUGUUUAGAUCCUCUGUACCUUCUGCCUUUUAAAUGUCUCUUGGGUCCUCCCUUGAGUUCGUAUUUCUAUGUAUUCUUAAUUUCCAAGUUUAGUUAACACCUAGUAAUUCUUUAGCUUUUAAAAGUAAUUAUACAUCAAAAAACAUGUCUCAUCCUACCCUGUCAUGUAAUUCUCUGCCCUAGUCACUUAUAUCAUGAAACAGACCAUGCACACAAACAAUGCACACAAACAGUGCACACAAACAAUGAACACAAACAGUGCAUACAAACUUGCCUGUUUUGGUGGUAGUUUACUUGUCAUUUAGCCUAAAUCCUCCUAAUCCUGGUGUUUCUCAUUGUCUGUCUAUCUGUCCAUCCAUGCAAUUUCAUCAUAAUAAUAUAUUGUUAGUUUUUACUGUUAAUGAAAAACUAAAUGUUUCACGCUGUAUUGAGCAACUCUUUUUUACGACAGUCUAAUAAUAUUUUACAGUGUAGUUUCUAAGAAUAAUGUUGCAGAAAUUUUUUUUUUAAAUCAGUUAUAUAAAAAAAUAUUUAAAAAUUAUUUAAAAUAAUCCAUCAUAUUAUUUUACCAUUUGAAGUUAAACCAAAUCAUAAAUUGUUCGAGAUACCUUUUUGAUUUUUGCUUUUAGACACUUUGAGAAGGAAAAAAAGAUAAUUAUGGUUUUUCUUUUGCUGUUUUUUUUUUUUACCGAGCAUGAUUAUUUCUUUCAAUUUAUAUUAAUAUGAAAUGCUGCUAAAUAUAAUGAGGAAGAGUCCUUAAACUUUACUUUCAAUAGCUAUUGUCCCUUGUGUCCUGGAGGUGAAAAAAAAAUAAAACUAAUUUCAUCAUAACCGGUUGAACAGAAAUAAUUAAAGUUUCUUUGUACGUAAUGCCCAAUGUUAGUUUCUUUAGUUUAAUAAAAGCUUUAAGAAUAAAACAUAUCAUGUUGGGGUAAAAUAUAUUAGAUUUUUUUUAUAAUAACACAUUUUUCUUCCUUUAUAGUUCUGUACAAGAACGAAAGAUUAGGAGGGUAUUGCUUGUUUUGUACCAUGAAUGUUUGAUGAAAGUCAAAGAAUCUGCAAGGGACACAGAAAGGGUUGACUUACAAAACAAAAUAGCCCUUUUUCUAUUAGUAAGGAUGAGAUUCAACAAAACUAAAAAAGGUUUAUAAAUCGACUUAGUGCUUAGUUUAGUUUGAAGCUGUUCGAUACCAGGACAUUGGGUCAUUAAAUAAUGCUACUUCUGCACAUUGCUAAAUUAAUUAAUUGGUAGCACUGGCAGAAGAAAUGUGAUUUCAAUGCGUUAACAGCAUUUAUUGUCCGUAUUUAAAAUACAAUUAACUUGCUAUAAAAAUAAAUGAAUAAAUAAAACUUAGCAUCCUCUACUUUAUAAAUGCAAUAAAAAUAAACAGAAACUGAUUUUUUUCACACCUGGUUGCAUAUGUGUUUUCUCGGUGGAAGACUACGUUGAAAUAUAAAUGUCUAUAGUGACUUAUUAUAAUAAGUGUUGUAUUUUCUAUUAAUUUAUAUGGAUUCCUUAGGACAUAUUGAUGUUAAUUAAUAUAUUAGUUGAAUCUAAUGCUGUCAUGUGCGUAUUGAGUAAAUGUUCUAUUUCUCUAACAUUUAGAAAAUAUUUUAUAGGUACUAGGCCCAGUAAUAAUGAACAACUGGAGGAAGCAAACAACUUUAAGGAGAUGACCGCUGCAGAUAAACAUCUACAUGAAUUUGAUGAUGAAACAGGACAACAGACUCGGGAAAGCAAAGUUCCGAAAGAGCAAGAGGAAGAGAAACGACACCAUGAGGGCAGGGAAAGCCAGGAAGAAAAAGAUGAAGAAGAAGGAAGAGAGAAGAAUAUCCACAGUGUGGAAAAUGAGGAAGAUACAGGUCAUUCGAAAGAAAGUGACUUUGAAGACGGUGAGGAGGAAAGGGGAGAAAUGAUUAAAAAAGAUAAAUUUCGUCCUGAUGAGUCUCAUGACACGAGACAUGAUGUUUUUGACAAGAAAGUUCACACGGCUGCUAAAAAUGUUGAAGAGUUCUCAGAAGAUGAUGAACCCAGAAGCUUAGAGGACAUUAUAAAACGGCAUCAUGGAGGUUUACACUGGAAAGAACAACUUGGUCAUCCAGAAGAACACUCUUCCGAAACAUCUGAUGAGUCAAAAGAAAAAGAAGAAGAAGAAAAGAGAAAUCUUAAAUCAAAGCUAGGGGACUUUGGCCAAAGAAUACUUGGUUAUGAUGAAAAAAGAAGACAUGAACUGGAGCAAAGAAGCCACACUAAUUUGCAUGAAGAACAGCCAUAUUCAAGGGUGCAGAAAGGAUAUUAUGGAAUAAACUCUUUUGAGGAUAAUAUGAAGAGGAAUCAUUAUGAUAAAAGAACUCACCAUGAGGUUCAGAGUUCAGAGGAGUCAAAAGAAAAGAGACAUUUUCACAGAGGGAGUGUAGAGGAGAGAGAAGAGCCCUAUGACAGUGAAAGUGAAGAAAGUAAAGAGAAAGAACUAAAGCGACACCAUUUGGAAGAAGAGGAGAACAAUCUGCAGAAGGAAAGAAAGAGGUGGCCAACUGGACAACAUGCAGAUAUGAGAUUGAAUUAUGGACGUGGUAAAGAAGAUAAUGAAGAGAGUAAGGAUGAUAUUGAUAAACGCCAUUUUAAUAAUCAAGAUGAAAAACAGAAACUAUAUGAAAAACUGAAACAUCAUCUUCAAGCAGAUGAAGAGGAACAACCUUACAGUCAUGGUAUAAAAGAUAACAAGAGACACUAUAUAGGUGAAGAAAUGGUUGAUGAGAUGAAAAGGUACUACCCAGAUUAUUCAGAUGAGAAAGAAAAAAGACAUUAUAAUGAAGAAUUAAAAAAACACUACUAUGGAGCAAAUAAAGAGAAUACUGAAGAAUCUAACUACUUAAACAAUGAAAAGUACAACCGACACAGUUCUGAAGAAGAAAGGCAGCCAGACAAUCAUUAUGGCUUUACUGAUGACCAAAUUAAAUGGAAGAAGUUCUUUGAUAAUGAUGAUGACAAUUUUCUAGAUAGUGAGGAAGAAAGCAAACGUAGCAUACAAAACAAAAAUGUCUUGCCCGAAUACAAUGAUUAUGAUUGGUGGGGGAAAAAGCAGUUUUUAGAAGAUAUGAACCACGGCUAUGAGGAAAAAAGAAUGCCACAGAAAUACCACAAGUUUGAAGAGAAAAGACAAUAUGAUCGCAUGGAUGAACUCGCUCAGCUUCUUAAUUACAAGAAAAAGUCUGUAGAGAUUCCAGAUUUCUAUGACUCAGAAGAAAUAAAAAAACGUAAUUUUAAUGAAAGAGAUCGUCUCAGUCAAAGGCCACUAACAGAAGAAGAGGUAAAUAUUAACACAAUAAAGACAUAGAAGCCCUGGAUGAGUACAACAAAAAGCAUGAUUUGUAUUCCUUGAUUUACAUUGUGAUAUUGUUUCACUGAUUGAAUAAAAGAAGUUGCCCCAAAUAUAUGACGGAAAGAGUCAGAGUUCAAGAAUAGAAUUUGUAGUAGUUUAAGAAUUGUGGGAAUCUACAAAUAAGACAGAGCGGUUCCUUAUCUAUAAUUUUUAUUGACGCACUUAAGCAACAUAAAUACUGUGGCUCACUGUAGUGGUUAUGGUAAAGUGAGUGCCUUGGCAUCCCCCAAUUGUAAGUAGUCAAACUGUUUUUGAACAGUUUGACUUCAUAACUGGAGUCCAUGAGGAUUCACUUCUAUCUCCAAUACCAAUGGUGUAGAGAUGGACAUUCUUAAAAUGAGCCUGUUAUGAAAAAAUGCACUUACGUGAAAUCACUCCCAUAUACAUUGAAUACAACAUAUAUCACAAAGAUACAUGGUGUAAAAUAUGAUCCAUAUAAAAUAUAAAGAUUUACUCUCUUUACCUCCGUGGCAGUGCCGCUUCGGGAGUGUUACUCUUCGUAUAACACCCAUUUUUUUGUCUUCUCCCGCUCCGCCUGCGCUCCUCCAAAAGUUUUGUUUGAUUUGCACUGCUUCCCCAAGCCGGGCAAAUCUCAUUAGUCAUGUUAGCAGGCUGGCUUUGUUCCCAGCGUGUUGGCUUUAGAACUUCUCCUAUGGGUGGAGAGCAGGGGGACCUCUUGUGGGAGGUCUUUUCUGAUCUCCCUUGUUAGUUAAUUCUAGCACGUUGAGACAGUGACUUACAGCUGGGAGAAAAAACUAUUUUUAAAUAGUUUUUUUUCCUCAUCUAUACAUUUGCUAUCAAAACUGCAAGCACAAUGUAUAGAAAAAAUUGUAUGAUCGAUCUGAGCAUAAGUUGUUUGGAACAUGACAAAUGCCCUCUACGCAGGGCAAUAUACUACUUAGUUUGUUAGCUGAGAGCAUCGGCUCUGGAGCUUAGCAGCUUCUGGCCAUUGAUCGUGAAGGCAGAAAGCGGCACCUGGCAGACUCCAGGUAAAGAAUCAAACCAUUCAAAAACAGUUUGACUACUUAUAUUGGGCACUCCUGGCACCAUAACCACUACAGCAAGCUUGAAAUGUUCCUUUAAAGUGACUCACUGACAUGUCAAAAAGAGUAUUUACCCAAUGUGUUUUCAUCACAGAGCUUCAUGUACACUUCAUGAACACUUGCUCUACCAAGUGAGUAAUUCGUUUGCAUCACAUAUGGUGAUGGUGUUGUACACUGGUGAAGAGCUUUGUGAAGAGGCUAUGUCUGACUACAGUAUGACAGAUACAUUCAAGCUCCAUUGGAUUUCAGAAAUUUUGAUAAUGAAAAGAUUGCAGUAGUCAGGACGGGAGACGAGGAAGUGAAUGGAAUGCUUGCAGCACUGUGAAUGAGAUGUGGAUGUAUUUGAGGAAUACAUUUGGUAAAGGUUCAAGGAACAUGCAGUGAUUUUCAAUUCAAAGCAUAAUAGAAAGGACAGAGUCAAGAAUGGAAUUGAGUCAUCAUGUUUGGUUAAUAAAUGUAUCAAUGGCAGACAUUUGGACUAUGGAGUGGAAAGAGGGCAUUAUAUCAUGUUACGUUAAGGAAUGGUUGUAGAGUGAGAACAGUUGAAUUCUACAAACGUACAUUUGUGAUCAUGAUAGAGCCUAGCAUUAAUGAGAUAGGAAGGGAUCAGGUCAAGGAGCCAAGUACCGCUUCCUCAAUAACAAGGCCAAAAAGGUAUGGAGGGUAGCAAGUAGAGUUUUAUUAGAUGAAUAGAGAGGAAUGACUUCAUUAAAUGACCUGUAUGUGAAUGCAGACAGGGAACAGGUGUGGGUGGAUAAAGAAUGGGGCUGAAAGUAACGAUGAAGCAUCAACGGUUGAACAAAAGCCAAGAGAUUAAAUAUAAGGGAUAAAAAAAUCCAUCCACGAUGUCAUGAAAAAGUGGAGUAUCAGACAAUGGAUUUAGAGGUAAAAUAUAAAAGGUGAAAUCUUUCAGACAGGAGAAUCAAAAACUCUAGUUGUCAUAGUGAAAUGCAUUUUUUUGUUAUCUUUUUUUUUGUAGGAAAAGGAAUUGGAGAAUCUGGCAAUUAUGGACAUGGAACUACAGAAGAUUGCUGAGAAACUCACUAAUAAUCGACAAGGCUGAGACAAAAAAAAAAAAACAACAAAAAAACUGAAAAAUAAUAGCAAAACGCUAUGCUAUAUUUAGUUACAUUCCUUGUCAAAUUCACUGCCUCUUGAAUAGAAAAAAAAAUGUUGUUUAGCCAAGAAAAGCAAAAUGUAGUUUAUCGUUCACAGAUGUUAUUUUACACAGGUGUAAAUGUCUUAGAUAUUAUUUACUGUAUGCUAUUGAUACUAAGAUAUAUAACAUAUAUUCAUAUAUAUACAUAGACAGAGACAUUUUAAUAAGCUUGUAACAAUGUUUUUGUGUUAUUGUUCUUUAAUACAUUUAUGUCUUGAGAUUUGAAAUAAUAAAAAAGCAAAUUAAUCCUGUUUUGGUUUUCCGUUUCUUGUUUUGUUUUGCUCAUGGCAAACUGUGAACAUGUGGACACAAAUAUCUUUCUGAAAAAGCCUUUUAUGCCUUUGCUAUAGGUUCAUACAGCGGUUCCCAAACUGUGUGCCACGGCAAAAUUAUAUACAAAACACACAAGUAAUAAUAUUG
This is a messenger RNA of Pelobates cultripes (western spadefoot toad), 52680 nucleotides long. NCBI's taxonomy places the organism in Eukaryota, Metazoa, Chordata, Amphibia, Anura, Pelobatidae. The record is from the annotation of a GenBank genome assembly.